AUGGCUUCCGAUGACCACAAGGAGACAGAGAAUGAACUGUCAGAACCCCUUCAAGCGGAUGAUGAGUUAUUGAGUCAGGAUGAGGUCCCUGCUGGCAUUAACUUCAAAUCCCAAAGUUUACCUGCUCUGAAUGACUCAGGCCAGCAAAGCAAGUCCUUGUUGGCCAAGUCUAUGCAGCAGCAGGUGUCAAUAAUGGAGGAAAAGAGCGCUGAAUUCAUCCAACUCCCACAGAGGAUCAACCUGAACCAACCUCUACCUGAAUCCUCCUCCAGGACUAAUGUUAACUAUUCCCCUUCCAGUUCUAGUGUGGUGGGGAUGAGUAGUUCAUUUAACACAGAGACGCAGGUCAGCAAACCCAGGAGUAAAAACCCAACGAGACAAGGCUUCCUCGCCUCGAGGUUACCCCUGAUGCGUUUACCCACUAGGAAAUACAUUAGUGCAAUUCUCGAAGACUCUCGCUGUUUUUUAUUCUGCAUGUGCUACCUGACAUUCAUUCAGUCACUGAUGGUGUCUGGCUACCUUAGCAGUGUCAUCACCACCAUAGAGAAGAGGUACAGCCUCCGGAGCUCUGAGUCCGGCCUGCUCGUCAGCUGCUUUGACAUAGGUAGUCUGUUGGUGGUGGUCUUCAUCAGUUACUUCGGAGGGCGAGGGCAGAGGCCCAGAUGGUUGGCCGUGGGUGCGGUGUUCAUAGCCGUCGGAGCAGCCCUCUUCUCCUUGCCUCACUUCAUCUCCCCUCCGUACCAAAUCCUGGAGGUGAAUUCGUCCCGGGGCAACGAGGGCCUGUGUAUGAACAACAACGGCAGUGGCAAGGACUUCCUGGAUGUGUCCUGCCCCAGAGACCAGGAGGGUAAUGAACACAACCUGUAUGUGGCCCUGUUCAUCAUUGCACAGAUCCUGGUGGGCAUGGGGUCGACGCCCAUCUACACCCUGGGACCCACCUACCUGGAUGACAACGUCAAGAAGGAGAAUGCCUCUCUUUAUCUAGGUAAGACGUGUGUGUGAGAUGGGGUGUGAAAGGUCCGAAGACUACACAGCGCACCUGUAAUAAACUAGGAGAUAAAGGAGGGGCAACUCAGCUUGCCACCUCUGUGCCAAAGAUUUACUGAUUAGGCCUAUUGUUUGGUUUCAGAUGGAAUUUUUCCAACUGCCUUUCCACCUGCCUCUGCCUAUACACAAGGCCUUACAAUACAUUAUGAAAUUGGCUACUUAAACUUUGACUUCAGUUAUUCAAUCAAUCCUUGUCCCUUUUAACUGUCAUCCUAGAUAUUUUCUCUCCAGUGGUCUGAAACAACGUAAACCUAAUUAAGGCCUAAACACUGAAAAUAAAGAAUAGUUAUGAAACAGGCUUGUAUUCUGUGGUGGCCAAUGUGGCUGCCUGGUGCCUGCCUCCGGUACACUCAGAGAAAAAAAUCUCCACAAAAGAAUUAGCUCCCAAAUGUCACCCUAUUCCCUAUGUAGUGCACUACUUUUGACUAGAGCCCUCUAAAGAAUGCCUUUGACACAGCCCAGAAUCAGUCCCCUUUCUUCUCCUAGACCCAGUCUCUAAUGGUGUUCUUGUGGAAGGCCAGUUCACAAAGGACUGAGCGGCUUUGAUCAUGCGGUCACUUGGUGCCAGUAGUACAAUGGCUGGAUACACACUGGCCAAGAUGUGACAGAACUUGGCCCAUCAGUACCUGUCAGGCUAGCUGGAAGAACACGAGGGCUGUGAAGGCAGACAGACUCUGGUCAAAAGUAGUGCACUAUAUAGGGAAUAAGGUGCCAUUUGGGACGCAGCUUAGAGUGGACAACACUAAUGGUCCUUGACAGAUCUCUGGUCAGUCUGAUAGAGCCACAGACAGACAGUUACUCUGAGGACAGGACAUGACUGUUAGGUAAUGGAGCAACGGUUUAUUAAUUGUAUGUUGUUCAUGGAGUUCCAGUAAGAGUGAUUUAUAGGCUUUGGAAAUGAGAGAAGGAACCUAUAGUUAUUCCAAAAAAGGCUCAAUAACCAUAAUGUUCUUUUCCAUAUUAAGAGGGUUCUUACAGUAGCCUUUAAUCUGAGAUUAUAAACACAGUAGUAUGUAUAAUCUCAAAACAGUGUGAUAUUUUGUUGCUACUAGGUUUAUUAGGUCAGGUUGUCAUGAGGAGUGUGCCCAUGAUUGACCAACACAAUACAACAUAAUUAUACUCUUGGACUGCACUCCUAAAUAAGAACAAGGGCUUGACUGACAUCAUCCUAAAAUAAGUUUUUUUUUUUUCAGAGCAUUUUGUUAUUUAAAGAGGCACAAGUUGAAACAGACCAACAUUGACAGAGAAGAGGUUGUGGACCAAGUGAUGAAUACUGGAAAAAUGGGUCUGUGUUACGGUUGCACUGAAUAAAAGAUUAUGCCUCUCAGCAUUGUUAAUAGAUUCAUGGCAAUUCAAAUAGGCAUAAUACAGUAUUCUUUUGUAAGCUCGUAAGAACUUGUUCUAUGUCCCUUAUACAUGGUAGUGGGUUCGAUCUCCGGGACCACCCAUACACAAAAAAAAUGUAUGCACGCAUGUCUGUAAGUCGCUUUGGAUAAAAGCGUCUGCUAAAUGGCAUAAAAAAAAUAAAAAAAUAAUACAGUGCCUUCGGAAAGUAUUCAGACCCCUUGACUUUUUCCACAUUUUGUUAAGUUACAGCCUUAUUCUAAAAUGGAUGAAAUAUUUUUUUUCUUCUCAUUAAUCUACACACAAUACCCCAUAAUGACAAAUCGAGAACAGGUUUUUAAAAAUGUUUGCAAAUGUAUUACAAAUAAAAGGUGCAUCCUGUUUCCAUUGAUCAGCCUUGAGAUGUUUCUACAACUUGAUUGGAGUACACCUGUGGUAAAUUCAAUUGAUUGGACAUGAUUUGGAAAGGCACACACCUGUCUAUACAGUGGGGAUAAAAAGUAUUUAGUCAGCCACCAAUUGUGCAAGUUCUCCCACUUAAAAAGAUGAGAGAGGCCUGUCAUUUUCAUCAUAGGUACACGUCAACUAUGACAGACAAAAUGAGAAAAAAAUAUCCAAAAAAUCACAUUGUAGGAUUGGUAUUUUGGCCCAUUCCUCCAUGCAGAUCUCCUCUAGAGCAGUGAUGUUUUGGGGCUGUCUCUGGGCAACACAGACUUUCAACUCCCUCCAAAGAUUUUCUAUGGGGUUGAGAUCUGGAGACUGGCUAGGCCACUCCAGGACCUUGAAAUGCUUCUUACGAAGCCACUCCUUCAUUGCCCGGGCGGUGUGUUUGGGAUCAUUGUCAUGCUGAAAGACCCAGCCACGUUUCAUCUUCAAUGCCCUUGCUGAUGGAAGGAGGUUUUCACUCAAAAUCUCACGAUACAUGGCCCCAUUCAUUCUUUCCUUUACACGGAUCAGUCGUCCUGGUCCCUUUGCAGAAAAACAGCCCCAAAGCAUGAUGUUUCCACCCCCAUGCUUCACAGUAGGUAUGGUGUUCUUUGGAUGGAACUCAGCAUUCUUUGUCCUCCAAACACGACGAGUUGAGUUUUUACCAAAAAGUUCUAUUUUGGUUUCAUCUGACCAUAUGACAUUCUCCCAAUCCUCUUCUGUAAGCAGGGGGACACGUCUGGCACUGCAGGAUUUGAGUCCCUGGCGGCGUAGUGUGUUACUGAUGGUAGGCUUUGUUACUUUGGUCCCAGCUCUCUGCAGGUCAUUCACUAGGUCCCCCCGUGUGGUACUGGGAUUUUUGCUCACCGUUCUUGUGAUCAUUUUGACCCCACAGGGUGAGAUCUUGCGUGGAGCCCCAGAUCGAGGGAGAUUAUCAGUGGUCUUGUAUGUCUUCCAUUUCCUAAUAAUUGCUCCCACAGUUGAUUUCUUCAAACCAAGCUGCUUACCUAUUGCAGAUUCAGUCUUCCCAGCCUGGUGCAGGUCUACAAUUUUGUUUCUGGUGUCCUUUGACAGCUUUUUGGUCUUGGCCAUAGUGGAGUUUGGAGUGUGACUGUUUGAGGUUGUGGACAGGUGUCUUUUAUACUGAUAACAAGUUCAAACAGGUGCCAUUAAUACAGGUAACGAGUGGAGGACAGAGGAGCCUCUUAAAGAAGAAGUUACAGGUCUGUGAGAGCCAGAACUCUUGCUUGUUUGUAGGUGACCAAAUACUUAUUUUCCACCAUAAUUUGCAAAUAAAUUCAUUAAAAAUCCUACAAUGUGAUUUUCUGGAUUUCUUUUUCUCAAUUUGUCUGUCAUAGUUGACGUGUACCUAUGAUGAAAAUUACAGGCCUCUCUCAUCUUUUUAAGUGGGAGAACUUGCACAAUUGGUGGCUGACUAAAUACUUUUUUCCCUCACUGUAUAAGGACCCACAGUUGACAGUGCAUGUCAGAGCAAAAACCAAGCCAUGAGGUCGAAGGAAAUGUCCGUAGAGCUCCGAGACAGGAUUGUGUCGAGGUACAGAUCUGGGGAAGGGUACCAAAACAUUUCUGCAGCAUUGAAGGUCCCCAAGAACACAGUGGCCUCCAUCGUAUUAUUAAAUGGAAGAAGUUUGGAACCACCAAGACUCUUCCUAGAGCUGGCCAACCUGCCAAACUGAGCAAUCAGGGGAGAAGGGCCUUGGUCAGGGAGGUGACCAAGAACCCGAUGGUCACUGACAGAGCUCCAGAGUUCCUCUGUGGAGAUGGGAGAACCUUCCAGAAGGACAACCAUCUCUGCAACACUCCACCAAUCAGGCCUUUUAUGGUAGAGUGGCCAGACGCAAGCCACUCCUCAGUAAAAGGCACAUGACAGCCCCCUUGGAGUUUGCCAAAAGGCACCUAAAGGACUCUGACCUUGAGAAACCAGACUCUCUGGUCUGAUGAAACCAAGAUGGAACUCUUUGGCAUGAAUGCCAAUCGUCACAUCUGGAGGAAACCUGGCAAAUCAAAUCAAACAAAUUUUAUUUGCCACAUGCGCCGACUACAACAGGUGUAGAAAUGCUUACUUACAAGCCCUUAAUCAACAAUGCAGUUUUAAGAAAAAUAAGUGUUAAGUAAAAAAUAGAUUAAAGAGCAGCAGUAAAAUACAAUAAUAGUAGGGAGGCUAAUACACGGGGGUACAGAGUCAAUGUGCGGGGCACAGGUUAGUCGAGGUAAUUGAGGUAAUAUGUACAUGUGGGUAGAGUUAAAGUGCCUAUGCAUAGAUCAUAAACAGAGAGUAGCAGCAGCGUAAAAGAGGGGGUGGGGUGGGGGGGGAUAAUGCAAAUAUUCUGGGUAGCCAUGAUUAGCUUUUCAUGAGUCUUAUGGCUUGGGGGUAGAAGCUUCCUCUGCUCUGACACCGUCUGGUAUAGCGGUCCUGGAUGGCAGGAAGCUUGGCCCCAGCGAUGUACUGGGCCGUACGCACUAACCUCUGUAGUGCCUUGCGGUCAGAGGCCGAGCAGUUGCCAUACCAGGCAGUGAUGCAGCCAGUCAGGAUGCGCUCGAUGGUACAGCUGUAGAACAUUUUGAGGAUAUGAGGACCCAUGCCAAAUCUUUUCAGUCUCCUGAGAGUGCCCUCUUCACGACUGUCUUGGUGUGUUUGGACCAUGAUAGUUUGUUGGUGAUGUGGACACCAAGGAACUUGAAGCUCUCAACCUGCUCCACUACAGCCCCGUCGAUGAAGCAUGGUGGUGGCAGCAUCAUGCUGUGGGAUGUUUUUCAGCGGCAGAGACUGGGAGACUAGUCAGGAUCGAGGGAAAGAUGAAAGGAGCAAAGUACAGAGAGAUCCUUGAUGAAAACCUGCUCCAGAGCACUCAGGACCUCAGACUGGGGUGAAGGUUCACCUUCCAACAGGACAACGACCCUAAGCACACAGCCAAGACAACGCAGGAAUGGCUUCGGUAGUAGUCUCUGAAUGUCCUUGAGUGGCCCAGCCAGAGCCCGGACAUGAACCCGAUCGAACAUCUGUGAAGAGACCUGAAAAUAGCUGUGCAUUGACGCUCCCCAUCCAACCUGACAGAGCUUGAGAGGAUCUGCAGAGAAGAAUGGGAGAAACUCCCCAAAUACAUGUGUGCCAAGCUUUUUAAGUCAAACCCAAGAAGAAUCAAGGCUGUAAGUAUCCAAAAGAAUUCUGGGCUCGAGUCUAACAUUUUCUCCUGGUUGCACCGGUACCACUAACUCUUUCAGUUGGUGGCACCAGCCCAUGAUUUGGUGGCACCCCAAUUUUUUUCCCGCACAAUCGAAUACAUUUCAGUCAUCAUCUUCUAAAGUUAUUCACAAUUCAACAUUGGCUAUGCUGUCAAUGAAGCAUGAUUUUUGCAACGCUCAAAACAACUGUUAACUCAGUACUGCGAAAACUUGACUUCAAUGAGUUCAAGACAACUGGGAAGUCGGGGAAAAAACGAGCUCUGACUAGGAAAAUACGUUUUGAAGGGUCAUCCAACUCGGAAUUGUAAAUCCGGAACUCAAGCCUCUUUCUAGAGCUACGACCUGAAGAUCAAUGACGUCAUCAUGAUUCGACCUUGUUUUUUUCAGAGUUCCCAGUUGUCUUGAAAGCACAAUAAAUCCAGAGAAUGCCAGACUUUGAUGACAAAAUUUGCCCACUAAGGAUCACUGCGCCACCUUCCUGUUCAAGUGAGCACAGCACAACAAGGUGAGUCCCCAAAUGUAUUGUAUGCUGCUGCAUAAAUGAUGUAAUAUGCCAGGGAGAUAUGUAUACUGUAGCUAAGAAAGUAAUACUAAGUGUAUGUUGUGUAGUAAGCUGUUAGUAGCCCAUGUGCCUCACCCUAAUCAUUUGGUCUAUUUACCCCUCAUAAUUUCGCCUACUGUUCUGACUUGGUGGUGCACAUGUAGCCUAUAACCUGUUUUAGAGAAAUGUAAUCAUCGAGUAAUGUAAGAGUUUUCAUUGUCUGCUUAUAUGCCCCCUUUAUUUAUCCUACGGUUCUGACUUGGUGUACAGGGAGAACAUUGUAAGAACAGCCCAUGUUCUGAAUUCUGUCGCUGUACAUUUCAAAAGUGCUAAACAAAUAGUUAUAUUGACUACGUCCGUCCUAGCUCGCUCAUUAAUGUCUUAAUGGUUGAAUUAACUGUUUCGCUGCCAGACAAGGCCCCGUUGAUAGCCAGGUGUAGCAGUGGUCAAAUGUUGGGACAGCUUUAUGUUGGCCCUAACAGUUUGUGGGCACCGUUUGUCACCGUUCUAGUGCAAUUAAUGUAUUGUUUAGUGUUGUGUUGUGGCUUUGCUGGCAUGCAUCCCACUUGUUUUUUUAAUUUUUUUGCCCCACCAAGAUUUACAUGCCAAAAUCGCCACUGAACCUAAUACAGUGAUUGUCAUGAAUUUGGGGUUGACAAUUAGGCUAUUUUUGUUAUAUUUUACAGACAAAAUAGGGCUCCAGAAUGUUCACAUUUUUUUUGUUCAAUAAAGAUUAAUUUGCCUUAAUCUUUACGUGCACAAAUAUUAUAUAGGCCUAUAGCUAAAUAUAAAACUUUUCAGUGAGGCCUAGUGCAAUUGCGAUGGCCGAUGCGCAAUUUCACGCACUCUCCGAAACAGGCAGGCAGGGCAGACUAUUUUAUUACAGGAAUCAUGAGGAUAAUGCACUUUACUGUUGAACAAAUUCCCUUUAUCCGGACCCCAAAAAUAGGACGUUUUGGUUGAGGUGACCAGGUAGAAUGUGCAGCUCGCACCAGUGCGACCAAUUAAAUGUUUUACUCGCACAGCCAAGUUAAAGGGUCGCAAAAUGCGACUAAUGGUCGCAGUCUGGAGCCCUGCCUAUACUCUACUUGUCUACACUCUACUGUCAUAUCCAAACUUGUGAAACAUAAACGUCUAUGAUUGGUACAGAUUUGAUGUUGUCUGGACCAAACAAAUUUGGUCUUGUUUGUUGGGGGGAGCUCAUUAGAAUAGUAGCCAAUGUGUAGAAAAGUGUUGGCCAAGAUGGCGUAGCAGUGCGGUCAUGUUCUCUGUUGUGUGUCUGUGUAAAUAGCCUGUUUUUGCUAUUUAUUUUACGUAUAUAUUUCCCUAUCACACUUUUCAUCCUUCUACUAAAUAUACUUUUCUGCAACCCGCCUCACUCAAUGUGGAACAGAUUCUAUUAUUUACUCACCUUUUAUCUAGAAUCUCCAGUUGAAACUAGCUAACCAGCUAACUAGCUAACGAGCUACUUGCUAUUAGCCACCGUUAGCGGUUUUCACCCAGAACAUCGGAUUUUCUGCCGGAAUAACUGAAUCACUGGACCUUAACACCGGAUUGCAACUAGCUAGCCACAACCAAAUGGAUGUUGCUGUAGGCUAAUCACCACUGCCCCCGAAUCAAGCACCAGUUAGCCUUGAGCUAGCCUCGAGCCAGGCCCAUAUCCCGGCUAUCUACCUCUUUGUCUACCGGACGGGAGUAGCCAGCUAACUAGCUACUUGCUAUUAGCCACCGUUAGCGGUUUUUCACCAUUGUCCGUGGCCUGCACUACCUACCAGCCAGCUCUAGCCUGGACUAUUAUCAGCCAGUCUGCACAGCGCGUUAUCGACCCAGAACAUAUCUGAUUUUCUGCCGGAAUCACUGAAUCACUGGACCUUUAACACUGGAUCAUCGCAACUAGCUAGCUGCAACCAAAUGGAUGUUGUUGUUGGCUAAUCAGCCUUGAGCUAGCCUCGAGUCAGACACAUCUCCCGGCUAUCUACCUCUCUGUCAACCGGACGGGACCUCCUAGAGUCGACACGGAGCCCCGCCAUCCAUCAUGACUGGUCUGCCGACGUAAUCGUCUAUGGUUUCAACAGGCUUCCCGUUGCGACGACCACGAAGAUCCAUCUGCUAGCCCCGCUGUAGCACCAAUUCGAACUGCUCUCGGACUCACAUUGCUGUUCACUGGACCUUAUGAUCACUCAGCUGCACAGCUGAUGCCUGCGCUGGACUGUUCCUUUACACAGUACCCUGUCCUGUUUAUCUGUUUAGCCUCAGCCAAAACUUUAAUCGCCAUUACCAGUUGUUGUCUUAGCUCUCUCUAAUAACACCUGUGAUUGCUUUAUGCCUCUCUCCUAUGUCAAUAUGCCUUGCCUAUUGCUGUUCCAGUUAGUUCUUAUUAUACAAUUUCACUGUAGAACCCCAAGUCCCUCUCAAACUGCCUCAAAUAGCUCCUUUGUUCCACCCCCCAUACACGCCAAGAGCGGCUCAAUCGGUGCCUCCAGUGAUGCUAUCUCUUUCAUUGUUACCCAACUCUUAGGUUUACCUCCACUGUACUCAUACCCUUCCAUAUCCUUGUCUGUACGUAAUGCCCUGAAUCUAUUCUACAACGCCCGGAAAUCUGCCCCCUUUAUUCUCUGUACCCAACGCACUAGAAGACCAGUUCUUAAAGCCUUUAGCCGUAUCCUUAUUCUAGUCCUCCUCUGUUCCUCUGGUGAUGUAGAGGCUAACCCAGGCCCUGCAGCCCCCAGUAUCACUCUUACUCCCCAGGAGCUAUCAUUUAUUGACUUCUGUAACCGUAAAAGCCUUGGUUUUCUGCACGUUAACAUCAGAAGCCUCCUUCCUAAGUUAUUCACUGCGUUAGCACACUCUGCCAACCCUGAUGUUCUAGCAGUGUCUGAAUCCUGGCUUAGGAAGGCCACCAAAAAUGCAGAAAUGUCCAUCCCCAACUACAACAUUUUCCGUCUAGAUAGAACUGCCAAAGGGGGUGGAGUUGCAAUCUACUGUAGAGGUAGCCUGCAGAGCUCUAUCAUACUAUCCAGGUCUGUGCCCAAACAGUUUGAGCUUCUACUUCUAAAAAUCCACCUUUCCAGAAAUAAGUCUCUCACUGUUGCCACUUGCUACAGACCCCCCUCAGCCCCCAGCUGUGCCCUGGACACCAUAUGUGAAUUGAUUGCCCCCCAUCUAUCCUCAGAGUUCAUACUGCUUGGUGACCUAAACUGGGAUAUGCUUAACACCCCGCCACCCUAUAAUCCAAACUAGAUGCCCUCAAUCUCACACAAAUUAUCAAGGAACCUACCAGGUACAACUCUAAAUCCGUAAACAUGGGCACCCUCAUAGAUAUCAUCCUGACUAAUUUACCCUCUAAAUACACCUCCGCUGUCUUCAACCAGGAUCUCAGCGAUCACUGCCUUAUUGCCUGCGUCCGUAAUGGGUCCGCGGUCAAACGACCACCCCUCAUCACUGUCAAACGCUCCCUAAAACACUUUAGCGAGCAGGCCUUCCUAAUUGACCUGGCCCAGGUAUCCUGGAUGGAUAUCGAUCUCAUUCCGUCAGUAGAGGAUGCCUGGUUGUUCUUUAAAAGUGCUUUCCUCUCAAUCUUAAAUAAGCAUGCCCCAUUCAAAAAAUUCAGAACUAAGAACAGAUAUAGCCCCUGGUUCUCCUCAGACUUGACUGCCCUUGACCAGCACAAAAUCAUCCUGUGGCGUACUGCAUUAGCAUCAAAUAGCCCCCGCGAUAUGCAACUUUUCAGGGAAGGUAGGACCCAAUAUACACAAGUGGUUAGGAAAGCAAAGGCUAGCUUUUUCAAACAGAAAUUUGCAUCCUGUAGCACUAACUCCAAAAGGUUUUGGGACACUGUAAAGUCCAUGGAGAAUAAGAGCACCUCCUCCCAGCUGCCCACUGCACUGAGGCUAGGAAACACUAUCACCACCGAUAAAUCUACAAUAAUCGAGAAUUUCAACAAGCAUUUUGCUACGGCUGGCCAUGCUUUCCACCUGGCUACCACUACCCCGGCCACCAGCUCAAAUUAAGGUGGAAAACCACACUACAGGCUGAUCCAACUUUGUCCUUAAAACAAGUCAAAAUGAGGCUCAGUAGUGUGUGUGGCCUCCACGUGCCUGUAUGACCUCCCUACAACGCCUGGGCAUGCUCCUGGUGAGGUGGCGGAUGGUCACCUGAGGGAUCUCCUCCCAGACCUGGACUAAAGCAUCCGCCAACUCCUGGACAGUCUGUGGUGCAACGUGGCGUUGGUGGAUGGAGCGAGACAUGAUGUCCCAGAUGUGCUCAAUUGGAUUCAGGUCUGGGGAACGGGCGGGCCAGUCCAUAGCAUCAAUGCCUUCCUCUUGCAGGAACUGCUGACACAUUCCAGCCACAUGAGGUCUAGCAUUGUCUUGCAUUAGGAGGAACCCAGGGCCAACCGCACCAGCAUAUGGUCUCACAAGGGGUCUGAGGAUCUCAUCUCGGUACCUAAUGGCAGUCAGGCUACCUCUGGCGAGCACAUGGAGGGCUGUGCGGCCCCCCCAAAGAAAUGCCACCCCACACCAUGACUGACCCACCGCCAAACCGGUCAUGCUGGAGGAUGUUGCAGGCAGCAGAACGUUCUCCACGGCGUCUCCAGACUCUGUCACGUAUGUCACGUGCUCAGUGUGAACCUGCUUUCAUCUGUUAAGAGCACAGGGCGCCAGUGGCGAAUUUGCCAAUCUUGGUGUUCUCUGGCAAAUGCCAAACGUCCUGCACGGUGUUGGGCUUUAAGCACAACCCCCACCUGUGGACUUCGGGCCCUCAUACCACCCUCAUGGAGUCUGUUUCUGACCGUUUGAGCAGACACAUGCACAUUUGUGGCCUGCUGGAGGUCAUUUUGCAGGGCUCUGGCAGUGCUCCUACGGCCUCCUCCACGUCUCCUGAUGUACUGGCCUGUCUCCUGGUAGCGCCUCCAUGCUCUGGACACUACGCUGACAGACACAGCAAACCUUCUUGCCACAGCUCGCAUUGAUGUGCCAUCCUGGAUAAGCUGCACUACGUCUCAUGCUACCACUAGAGUGAAAGCACCGCCAGCAUUCAAAAGUGACCAAAACAUCAGCCAGGAAGCAUAGGAACUGAGAAGUGGUCUGUGGUCACCACCUGCAAAACCAGUCCUUUAUUGGGGGUGUCUUGCUAAUUGCCUAUAAUUUCCACCUGUUGUCUAUUCCAUUUGCACAACAGCAUGUGCAAUUUAUUGUCAAUCUGUGUUGCUUCCUAAGUGGACAGUUUGAUUUCACAGAAGUGUGAUUGACUUGGAGUUACAUUGUGUUGUUUAAGUGUUCCCUUUAUUUUUUUGAGCAGUGUAUAUCCAUCCUGCCCUGCCUUUCGAAAGUUUUUGAAAGCCAAGUUAACAAACAGAUCACCGACCAUUUCGAAUCACACCAUACCUUCUCCGCUAUGCAAUCCGGUUUCCGAGGUCCUAAACGAUAUUAUAACCGCAAUCAAUAAUAGACAGUACUGUGCAGCCGUCUUCAUCGACCUGGCCAAGGCUUUCGACUCUGUCAAUCACUGCAUUCUUAUUGGAAGACUAAAUAGCCUUGGUUUCUCAAAUGACUGCCUCGCCUGGUUCACCAACUACUUCUCAGAUAGAGUUCAAUGUAUCAAAUCGGAGGGCCUGUUGUCUGGACCUAUGGCAGUCUCUAUGGAGGUGCCACAGGGUUCAAUCUUGGGCCGACUCUUUUCUCCGUGUAUAUCAAUGAUGUCGCUCUUGCUGCUGGUGACUCUCAGAUCCACCUCUACGCAGACGACACCAUUUUGUAUACAUCUGGCCCUUCAUUGGACACUGUUAACAAACCCCCAAAUGAGCUUCAAUGCCAUACAACACUCCUUCCGUAGCCUCCAACUGCUCUUAAACACUAGUAAAACUAAAUGCAUGCUCUUCAAUCGAACGCUGCUGGCACCCGCCUACCCGACUAGAAUCACUACUCUCGACGGGUCUGACAUAGAAUAUGUGGACAACUACAAAUACCUAGGUGUCUGGUUAGACUGUAAACUCUCCUUCUAGACUCACAUUAAGUAUCUCCAAUCCAAAGUUAAAUCUAGAAUCGGCUUCCUAUUUCGCAACAAAGCCUCCUUCAAUCAUGCUGCCAAACAUGCCCUCGUAAAACUGACUAUCCUACCGAUCCUUGACUUCGGCGAUGUCAUUUACAAAAUAGCCUCCAACACUCUACUCAGCAAAUUGGAUGUAGUCUAUCACAGUGCCAUCCGUUUUGUCACCAAAGCCCCAUAUACUACCCACCACUGUGACCUCUACGCUCUUGUUGGCUGGUACUCACUACAUAUUCGUCGCCAAACCCACUGGCUCCAGGCCAUCUAUAAAUCACUGCUAGGCAAAUCCCCGCCUUUAUCUUAGCUAAUUGGUCACCAUAGCAACACCCACCCGUAGAAUGCGCUCCAGCAGGUACAUCUCACUGGUCAUCCCCAAAGCCAACACCUCCUUUGGCCGCCAUUCUUUUCAGUUCUCUGCUGCCAAUGACUGGAAUGAACUGCAAAAAUCUCUGAAGCUGGAGACUUAUCUCCCUCACUAACUUUAAGCAUCAGUUGUCAGAGCACCUUACCAAUCACUGCACCUGUACACAGCACAUCUGAAAUUAGCCCACCCAACUACCUCAUCCCCAUAUUGUUAUUUAUUUUGCUCAUUUGCACCCCAGUAUCUCUAUUUGCACAUCAUCUCUUUCAGUGUUAAUACUAAUUGUAAUUAUUUUGCACUAUGGCCUAUUUAUUGCCUUACCUCCAUAACUUGCUACAUUUGCACACACUGUAUAUAUAUUUUCUGUUGUAUUUUUGACUUUUGUUUUGUUUUAGGGGCCCCGUGUAGCUCAGUUGGUAGAGCAUGGCGCUUGCAACGCCAGGGUUGUGGGUUCGUUUCCCACGGGGGGCCAGUAUGAAAAUGUAUGCACUCACUAACUGUAAGUCGCUCUGGAUAAGAGCGCCUGCUAAAUUACUAAAAUGUUUUACCCCAUAUGUAACUCUGUGUUGUUGUUUUUAUCGCACUGCUUUGCUUUAUUUUGGCCAGGUCGCAGUUGUAAAUGAGAACUUGUUCUCAACUGGCUUACCUGGUUAAAUAAAGGUGAAAUAAAAAAUAAAAAUAAAAACUAGGGGUUGUUACUGUGGGGUCGCCUGAUUUGAAAAUUGGGGUCGUGAGAGUCAAAAUAAGAAAUUGCGCUUGGUUUAUAGAACUGGGGUUACGUUAGUAACCUCCGGUAGCCGCUAGAUGCGGUUGUAAUAAACAGAAAGUUUUCUUCCUACAAAUGUGGCUUUAUCUUUUGAACGGUUUAAGCUACAAAAUAUUAUGACCCCAUCACGGAAAGAUAAGACUCACAGGAACACAAGCCGCGCAGGACUAAAUGGAUUGUUGAGAAGAACUUGACUGGCCUGCACAGAGCCCUGACCUCAACCCCAUCGAACACCUUUGGGAUGAAUUGGAACGCCAACUGCGAGCCAGGCCUAAUCGCCCAACAUCAGUGCCCAUCUAACUAAUGCUCGUAGCUGAAAGUUCCCGCAGCAAUCCCCGCAGCAAUGUUCCAACAUCUAAUGGAAAGACUUCCCAGAAGAGUGGAUGUUCUUAUAGCAGCAAAGGGGGGACCAACUCCAUAUUAAUGAUUUUGGAAUGAGAUGUUCGACGAGCAUGUAGUGUAUGUGUCUUCUGUUUCCCUCUACAAUGCCCACAAAGCAGCAUAGGACUCAUUAGAACAGAGUGGACAAGACCAGGCACUAAAUCAGACUGGGGGGAGAAGAGCAUCAUGAAUUACUAUCUUUUCUACACAGAUGAUCGAUCAUACAAAAUUAUUGCCUGAUGAUCUUCUGAACUUUCCAAUAUCUUUCUGAUGCAUUUGUCACUUCAAACCAUACUUCCUUCAGAUAGUACUUUUUCCAGUAUUUCUGUCAGACUGAUUUGUAAUAGACUGUCAUAGCCCCAGUUAAAAAAGUUAACAUUGGCAGUUGAUUACAUAACUUUUUCUUUUACAUGGUGGGAUUGCAACAUUUUUUGUUUUUCAAAAAUGGGGUCUUGGGCCAAAAAUAUUUGGGGACCUUUAGUGUAGAAUAAUACCCAAACAUGCAAAGGAGGAUUAUUGCAUUUUCUACCUUUGUGUACCUAUUCAGGAUACAUCACCAUGAAGAGAAUGCAUUUCUGUAUAGUACAGAUUCUGUUACCAUCACUCUCUUACUGGUUGUUAAUCCACUUCACUUACUGUAGUUCGGUAAUGAAUGUACAGUUGAAGUCGGAAGUUUACAUACACCUUAGCCAAAUACAUUUAAACUCAGCUUUUCACAAUUCCUGACAUUUAAUCCUAGUAAAAUGGCCCUGUUUUAGGUCAGUUAGGAUCACCACUUUAUUUUAAGAAUGUGAAAUGUCACAAUAAUAGUAGAGAGAAUUAUUUAUUUCAGCUUUUAUUUAUUUCAUCACAUUCCCAGUGGGUCAGAAGUUUACAUACACUCAAUUAGCAUUUGGUAGCAUUCCCUUUAAAUUGUUUAACUUGGGUCAAACGUUUCGAGGGCGCCUUCCACAAGCUUCCCACAAUAAAUUGGUUGAAUUUUGGCCCAUUCCUCCUGACAGAGCUGGUGUAACUGAGUCAGGUUUGAAGGCCUCCUUGCUCGCACAUGCUUUUUCAGUUCUGCCCACACAUUUUCUAUAGGAUUGAGGUCAGGGAUUUGUGAUGGCCACUCCAAUACCUUGACUUUGUUGUCCUUAAGCCAUUUUGCCACAACUUUGGAAGUAUGCUUGGGGUCAUUGUCCAUUUGGAAGAUCCAUUUGAGACCAAGCUUUCAGUUCCUGACUGAUGUCUUGAGAUGUUGCUUCAAUAUAUCCACAUAAUUUUCCUUCCUCAUGAUGCCAUCUAUUUUGUGAAGUGCACCAGUCCCUCCUGCAGCAAAGCACCCCCACAGCAUGAUGCUGCCACCCACGUGCUUCACGGUUGGGAUGGUGUUCUUCGGCUUGCAGGGUUCCCCUUUCCCUCCAAACAUAACGAUGGUCAUUAUGGCCAAACAGUUCUAUUUUUGUUUCAUCAGACCAGAGGACAUUUCUCCAAAAAGUACGAUCUUUGUCCCCAUGUGCAGUUGCAAACCGUAGUCUGGAUUUUUUAUGGCGGUUUUGGAGCAGUGGCUUCUUCCUUGCUGAGCGGCAUUUCAGGUUAUGUCGAUACAGGACUCGUUUUACUGUGGAUAUAGAUACUUUUGUACCUGUUUCCUCCAGCAUCUUCACAAGGUCCUUUGCUGUUGUUCUGGGAUUGAUUUGCACUUUUCGCACCAAAGUACGUUCAUCUCUAGGAUACAGAAUGUGCCUCCUUCCUGAGCGGUAUGAUGGCUGUGUGGUCCCAUGGUGUGUUUACUUGCGUACUAUUGUUUGUACAGAUGAACGUGGUACCUUCAGGCAUUUGGAAAUUGCUCCCAAGGAUGAACCAGACUUGUGGAGUUCUACAAAAUAAAUUUCUGAGGUCUUGGCUGAUUUCUUUUGAUUUUCCCAUGAUGUCAAACAAAGAGGCACUGAGUUUGAAGGUAGGCCUUGAAAUACAUCCACAGGUACACCUCCAAUUGACUCAAAUUAUGUCAAUUAGCCUAUCAGAAGCUUCUUAAGCCAUGACAUCAUUUUCUGGAAUUUUCCAAGCUGUUUAAAGGCACAGUCAACUAAGUGUAUGUAAACUUCUGACCCACUGGAAUUGUGAUACAGUGAAUUAUAAGUGAAAUAAUCUGUCUGUAAAAAAUUGUUGGAAAAAUUACAUGCACAAAGUAGAUGUCCUAACUGACUUGCCAAAACUAUAGUUAGCUAACAAGACAUUUGUGGAGUGGUGGAAAAACGAGUUUUAAUGACUCCAACCUAAGUGUAUGUAAACUUCCGACUUCAACUGUAUGUAUGUAUGUAUUACCAUUCAAAAGUAUGGGGUCACUUAGAAAUGUCCUUGUUUUCGAAUGAAAAUUAUUUUUUUUGUCCAUUUAAAAUAACAUCAAAUUGAUCAGAAAUACAGUGUAGACAUUGUUAAUGUUGUAAAUGGCUAUUGUAGCUGGAAAUGGCUGAUUUAUUUUUUAUUUUUUAUGGAAUAUCUACAAAGGCGCACAGAGGCACAUUAUCAGCAACCAUCAGUCCUGUGUUCCAAUGGCACGUUGUGUUUGCUAAUCCAAGUUUAUCAUUUUAAAAGGCUAAUUGAUCAUUAGAAAACCCUUUUGCAAUUAUGUUAGCAUAGCAGAAAACUGGCCUAAAGAAGCAAUAAAACUGGCCUUCUUGAGACUAGUUGAGUGUCUGAAAAAGCCAUAUCUCAGACUGGCCAAUAAAAUAAAAGCUUAAGAUGGGCAGUCUGAGAUAUGGCUUUUUCUUUGCAACUCUGUCUAAGUCGUCAGCAUCCCAGAGUCGCCUCUUCACUGUUGACGUUUAGACUGGUGUUUUGCGGGUGCUAUUUAAUGAAGCUGCCAGUUGAGGAUCUGUGAGGCGCUUGUUUCUCAAACUAGAUACUCUAAUGUAUUUGUCCUCUUGCUCAGUUGUGCACCGGGGCCUCCUACUCCUCUUUCUAUUCUGGUUAGAGCCAGUUUGCGCUGUUCUGUGAAGGGAGUAGUACACAGUGUUCUACGAGAUCUUCAGUGAUGGUCAAAGUUUGGACACACCUACUCAUUCCAGGGUUUUUCCUUAUUUUUACUAUUUUCUACAUUGUAGAAUAAUAGUGAAGACAUUGACACUAUGAAAUAACACAUGGAAUCAUGUAGUAACCAAAAAAGUGUUAAACAAAUCAAAAUGUAUUUUAUAUUUGAGAUUAUUCAAAGUAGCCACCCUUUGCCUUGAGGACAGCUUUGCACACACUUGGCAUUCUCUCAACCAGCUUCACCUGGAAUGCUUUCCCAACAGUCUUGAAGGAGUUCCCACAUAUGCUGAGCACUUGUUGGCUGCUUUUCCUUCACUCUGCGGUCCAACUCAUCCCAAACCAUCUCAAUUGGGUUGAGGUCGGGUGAUUUGUGGAGGCCAGGUCAUCUGAUGCAGCACUCCAUCACUCUCCUUCUUGGUCAAAUAGCCCUUUGACAGCCUGGAGGUGUGUUGGGUCAUUGUCCUGUUGAAAAACAAAUGAUAGUCCCACUAAGUGCAAACCAGAUGGGAUGGCGUAUCGCUGCAGAAUGCUGUGGUAGCCAUGCUGGUUAAGUGUGCCUUUGAAUUCUAAAUAAAUCACCACUGACAGUGUCACCAGCAAAGCACCAUCACACCUCGUCCUCCUUGCUCCGCAAUACUAACCUAAAUGACAGUGAAAAGAAGGAAGUACAGUGAGGGAAAAAACUACUUGAUCCCCUGCUGAUUUUGUACAUUUGCCCACUGACAAAGAAAUGAUCAGUCUAUAAAUUUAAUGGUAGGUUUAUUUGAACAGUGAGAGACAGAAUAACAACAAAAAAAUCCAGAAAAACGCAUGUCAAAAAUGUUAUAAAUUGAUUUGCAUUUUAAUGAGGGAAAUAAGUAUUUGACCCCUCUGCAAAACAUGACUUAGUACUUGGUGGCAAAACCCUUGUUGGCAAUCACAGAGGUCAGACGUUUCUUGUAGUUGGCCACCAGGUUUGCACACAUCUCAGGAGGGAUUUUGUCCCACUCCUCUUUGCAGAUCUUCACCAAGUCAUUAGGUUUCGAGGCUGACGUUUGGCAACUCAAACCUUCAGCUCCCUCCACAGAUUUUCUAUGGGAUUAAGGUCUGGAGACUGGCUAGGCCAGUCCAGGAACUUAAUGUGCUUCUUCUUGAGCCGCCACUUUGUUGCCUUGGCCGUGUGUUUUGGGUCAUUGUCAUGCUGGAAUACCCAUCCACGACCCAUUUUCAAUGCCCUGGCUGAGGGAAGGAGGUUCUCACCCAAGAUUUGACGGUACAUGGCCCUGUCCAUCGUCCCUUUGAUGCGGUGAAGUUGUCCUGUCCCCUUAGCAGAAAAACACCCCCAAAGCAUAAUGUUUCCACCUCCAUGUUUGACGGUGGGGAUGGUGUUCUUGGGGUCAUAGGCAGCAUUCCUCCUCCUCCAAACACGGCGAGUUGAGUUGAUGCCAAAGAGCUCAAUUUUGGUCUCAUCUGACCACAACACUUUCACCCAGUUCUCCUCUGAAUCAUUCAGAUGUUCAUUGGCAAACUUCAGACGGGCAUGUAUAUGUGCUUUCUUGAGCAGGGGGACCUUGCGGGCGCUGCAGGAUUUCAGUCCUUCAUGGCGUAGUGUGUUACCAAUUGUUUUCAUGGUCUCAGCUGCCUUGAGAUCAUUGACAAGAUCCUCCCGUGUAGUUCUGGGCUGAUUCCUCACCGUUCUCAUGAUCAUUGCAACUCCACGAGGUGAGAUCUUGCAUGGAGCCCCAGGCCGAGGGAGAUUGACAGUUAUUUUGUGUUUCUUCCAUUUGAGAAUAAUCGCACCAACUAUUGUUACCUUCUCACCAAGCUGCUUGGCGAUGGUCUUGUAGCCCAUUCCAGCCUUGUGUAGGUCUACAAUCUUGUCCCUGACAUCCUUGGAGAGCUCUUUGGUCUUGGCCAUGGUGGAGAGUUUGGAAUCUGAUUGAUUGAUUGCUUCUGUGGACAGGUGUCUUUUAUACAGGUAACGAGCUGAGAUUAGGAGCACACUCUUAAAGGGAGAGCUCCUAAUCUCAGCUCGUUACCUGUAUAAAAGACACCUGGGAGCCAGAAAUCUUUCUGAUUGAGAGGGGGUCAAAUACUUAUUUCACUCAUUAAAAUGCAAAUCAAUUGAUAACAUUUUUGACAUGCGUUUUUCUGGAUUUUUGUUGUUGUUAUUCUGUCUCUCACUGUUCAAAUAAACCUACCAUUAAAAUUAUUGACCGAUCAUUUCUUUGUCAGUGGACAAACGUACAAAAUCAGCAGGGGAUCAAAUACUUUUUUCCCUCACUGUAUAUACAGAAUAACAAAUAUUCCAGUUUGCAAUAAUACUACAAAUAAUGUGGCUAAGAAAUUUGCUUUUUGUCCUGAAUACAAAGCAUUAUGUUUGGGGCAAACACAACACAUCACUGAGUACCAUUCUUCAUAUUUUCAAGCAUGGUGGUGGCUGCAUCAUGUUAAGGAUAUGCUUGUCAUCGGCAAAGACUAGGGAUUUCUUUGGGGAUAAAAAUAAACGGAAUAGAGCUGAGCACAGGCCAAAUCCUAGAGGAAAACCUGGUUGUCUGCUUGAGCAGGACAAGGCCAAAUAUACACUGCAGUUGUUUACCAAGACAGCAUUGAUUGUUCCUGAGCGGCCUAGUUAUGUUUUGACUUAAAUCGGCUUGAAAAUCUAUUGCAAGACUUGAAAAUGCCUGUCUAGUAAUGAUCAAUAACCAACUUGACUGAGCUUGUAGAGUUUUAAAAAGAAUAAUGGGCAAAUAUUGUACAAUCUAGGUGUGCAAAGCUCUUCGAGACUUAUCCAGAAAAACUCACAGCCAUAAUGGCUGCCAAAGACGAUUCUAACAUGUAUUGACUCAGGGGGUUGGACUCAGGGGGUUGAAUACUUUUUUUUAUUUUUUACUUUGACAUUACAGAAUACGUUGUGUAAAUUGUUGAAAAAAAGAAGACAAUUAAAUCCAUUUUAAUCCCAGUUUGUAACACAACAAAAUGUGGAAAAAGUAAAGGUGUGUGGAUAUUUUCUGAACGCACUGUAUAUAUUUAGUUUGCUGUUUUUGGUUUCAGUUGGAGUCCUCUACAUUUGGUCAUACAGGCAGUUCUAUUUCAGUUGGGGCUGGGGGGCUGUCUAUGGGAAAUAUAGCAGAUCGUUGGAAAGUUGUAAGAUGACAGUGCAGUGUCAGCAGGUUGCCAUGACGAUGCAGUCAUCCCACAUUUCAUUGUGCCGGACCCUGUGCUGCCUGUCUCCCUCCCUCCCGCAAGGUCACAGGGUCCCAAUUGAUCUAGCUGCCAGGCAGAGGCUCGCAUCACUUUCCUGUAACAUAUGUUCCCGGCCCGUUACGCUUGCAUCAAUCUCCUUUAUGUGGACAGUAAAACACCUAAUUUCACCCGUCUGAGCUCAUGUACUCAGGGCUGUAGAGACAUAGAACCGCUCCCUAAGAACAUACUGUAUGUAAUUAAGCAAUGUAUUAAAGAUAAUAAUGGACUCUGACUGAAUGGUAGUUCACCAUUUUGUUCCCUAUUCAAAUGAACCGCACUGUCCGUACAGUACAACCGGUUCAAAACCUGUACAUGUCUCUGAAUCUGCCUUGGUCUAGGAGACUGACAGAAGAGCAUUGCCGUGGUCAUUGUCGUGCACCCUAUUGAACUUUAUUGCUCCACAGUCCACACACACAGACUGUCCGCUGGGUGCUGUAAAUCAGCCAGUGAUGUGUGAUCUCCAUUGUUCCUAGUCCAGCAGGUUAAUGGGAAUGGCCGGUCAUUGUGGUUGCAGCCCUAGUCCUGUCCAUGUCCAUGCUGCAGUGCAGAUAGCCUAGCGUUCAUGUGCUCCCCUCUGUAUGGGCCGGCCAUCCGAUCCGCAUGCGGAGUAGUCAGCAGCAUGUCCCCUCACAGUAGGGCACUCCUAGGCAUACCUGUCAUAAUGUUAACCUUAAAGAUCAUGUUUGGUGAAUCUGUUGAUGGGUAGCUGAAUUUGAUGAAGUUGUUGUAGAUAUAGUAACUAUUAGCUACAGCCUAGAACAUUGUGCUUGAAAACAGUAGGAAUUCUUUGUGGGUUUUCAGAUUAGUUUUGUUCAUUUUGCUGUGAUCUCAACACAGCAGCUUAUUGAACACCUCAAGAGGAUGUGACUGAUGGCCAAUGCACCGGAAUAACUAUAUGUUUUUCAGAUGUAGACUCGUGACCGGACAACAUCACUUUACUACUAUAUGUUUUUCAGAUGUAGACUGUGGUGACUGGACAACAUCCGUUUACUAUAUGUUUUUCAGAUGUAGACUGGUGACCUGACAACAUCAGUUUACUAUAUGUUUUUCAGAUGUAGACUGUGGUGACCGGACAACAUCAGUUUACUGUAUGUUUUUCAGAUGUAGACUGUGGUGACCUGACAACAUCAGUUUACUGUAUGUUUUUCAGAUGUAGACUGGUGACCGGACAACAUCAGUUUACUAUAUGUUUUUCAGAUGUAGACUGUGGUGACCUGACAACACCGUUUACUAUAUGUUUUUCAGAUGUAGACUGGUGACCUGACAACAUCAGUUUACUGUAUGUUUUUCAGAUGUAGACUGUGGUGACCGGACAACACCGUUUACUAUAUGUUUUUCAGAUGUAGACUGUGGUGACCUGACAACACCGUUUACUAUAUGUUUUUCAGAUGUAGACUGGUGACCUGACAACAUCAGUUUACUGUAUGUUUUUCAGAUGUAGACUGUGGUGACCGGACAACAUCAGUUUACUAUAUGUUUUUCAGAUGAGACUGUGGUGACCUGACAACAUCAGUUUACUGUAUGUUUUUCAGAUGUAGACUGUGGUGACCUGACAACACCGUUUUACUAUAUGUUUUUCAGAUGUAGACUGUGGUGACCGGACAACAUCCGUUUACUAUAUGUUUUUCAGAUGUAGACUGUGUGACCGGACAACAUCAGUUUACUAUAUGUUUUUCAGAUGUAGACUGUGGUGACCGGACAACAUCAGUUUACUAUAUGUUUUUCAGAUGUAGACUGUGUGACCGGACAACAUCAGUUUACUAUAUGUUUUUCAGAUGUAGACUGUGGUGACCGGACAACAUCCGUUUCCCAGCAUCUUCCUUUUAUCUUCUUGUCUGAUUGCUAUGACCAGUUGUUUUCUGAUGAUUCUUUGUGCAUAUCAUUCCCCAUUGAUCUAUGCGAAAUCAAAGAAUGCUGUAAAGAUAUGGAUUUCCAUAGGUUUUUAUUUGUGCCUCAAAGAGAAGCUUAAAAAUGUAACCAUUAUUUUUCUACCUCAAUGCCUCUGAGCUGAAACAUCACCCUGUUUUUAUUACAGGGCAAUUGGAUCAUGUAGAAACCAACAGGAGCAUUUCACAUUCAAUUCAUUAAACAAUUUAUGAGGACUGCAUUUCCACAAGAGCCAAACAAUGCUGAUGGGAUGUGUCCCAAAUGGCACCCUAUUCCCUACAUAGUGCACUACUUAUAUAUGCACAAAAUAUAACCUAAAAUGUGCGUGCACCAGUUUUCAUGCAAAAGUUGGCAUUUAUAAAACAUUUACUUGACGUGAGAAUGUACUCCCCUCCCCGCAAACUUUAGACCAUGCGUACGCACAUCUGCUAGUGGUUAAAAUAUUGUAUUGCAAUCUGGCAAGUAAAUAUUUUGUGCAAAUGGGGGAUAUGACGAAAAGCUUCUCACUAACAACAGGAAAACGGAUUAACAAGAAAGCAACCCUUGUUUAGAAUCUAAAAUAAUUUGACAGGAAUCUUAUAAUUAGACUUAUGUAUUUUUCCUAUUUAUUUUAUUUUCAAACCCAUUGCAGAAUAUAUUCCUCACCUUUUCUGGCCGUGAUGGGUUCAUUUCCCGAAGGAGCCAUACAACAAAUGACCAUGCGCAUCUCAUUUAAUGGUAAAUAGAUAGGCUAUAUGUACAGUGCAUUCGGAAAGUAUUCAGACCCCUUGACUUCUUCCACAUUUUGUUAUGUUACAGCCUUAUUCUAAAAUGUAUUUCUUUCCUCAUCAAUCUAUACACAAUACCCCAUAAUGACAAAGCGAAAACAGGUUUAGAUUUUUUUGCAAAUGUAUAAAAAAAAAAAAAUGUAUUUACAUAAGUAUUCAAACCCUUUGCUAUGAGACUCGAAAUUUAGCUCCGGUGCAUCCUGUUUCCAUUGAUCAUCCUUGAGACGUUUCUAAAACUUGAUUGGAGUCCACCUGUGGUAAAUUCAAUUGAUUGGACAUGAUUUGGAAAGGAACACACCUGUCUAAAUAAGGUCCCACAGUUGACAGUGCAUGUCAGAGCAAAAACCAAGCCAUGAGGUCGAAGGAAAUGUCCGUAGAGCUCCGAGACAGGAUUGUGUCGAGGCACAGAUCUGGGGAAUGGUACCAAAACAUUUCUGCAGCAUGGAAGGUCCCCAAGAACACAGUGGCCUCCAUCAUUCUUAAAUAGAAGAAGUUUGGAACCACCAACACUCUUCCUAGAGCUGGCCGCCCGGCCAAACUGGGCAAUCGGGGGAGAAGGGCCUUGGUCAGGGAGGUGACCAAGAACCCGAUGGUCACUCUGACAGAGCUCCAGAGUUCCUCUGUGGAGAUGGGAGAACCUUCCAGAAGGACAACCAUCUCUGCAGCACUCCACCAAUCAGGCCUUUAUGGUAGAGUGGCCAGACGGAAGCCAAUCCUCAGUAAAAGGCACAUGACCGCCUGCUUGGAGUUUGCCAAAAGGCACCUAAAGGACUCUCAGACCAAGAUAAAACAAGAUUCUCUGGUCUGAUGAAACCAAGAUUGAACUCUUUGGCUUGAACUCUUUGGCUUGAAUGCCAAGCGUCACAUCUGGAGGAAACCUGGCACCAUCACUACGGUGAAGCAUGGUGGUAGCAGCAUCAUGCUGUGGGGAUGGUUUUCAGCGGCAGGGACUUGGAGACUAGUCAGGAUCGAGGGAAAGAUGAACGGAGCAAAGUACAGAGAGAUCCUUGAUGAAAACCUGCUCCAGAGCGCUCAGGACCUCAGACUGGGGCGAAGGUUCACCUUCCAACAGGACAAUGACCCUAAGCACACAGCCAAGACAACGCAGGAGUGGCUUUGGGACAAGUCUCUGAAUGUCCUUGAGUGCCCCAGCCAGAGCUCCCCAUCCAACCUGACAGAGCUUGAGAGGAUCUUCAGAGAAGAAUGGGAGAAACUCCCCAAAUACAGGUGUGCCAAACUUGUAGCGUCAUACCCAAGACAACUCAAGGCUGUAAUCGCUGCCAAAGGUGCUUCAACAAAGUACUGAGUAAAGGCUCUGAAUUACUUAUGUAAAUGUGAUAUUUCACAAAAUUCUAAAAACCUGUUUUUGCUUUGUCAUUAUUGUGUGUAGAUUGGGGUAUUGUGUGUAGAUUGAUGGGGGGGGGGGACAAUGUAAUCAAUUUUAGAAUAAGGCUGGAAUGUAACAAAAUGUGGAAAAAGUCAAGGGGUCUGAAUACUUUCCGAACGCACUGUUUUUCAUGUUUUGCAAUAUCAUAUGCAGUGCGGUUUAUAAUACCGGUAUACAGUCGAAUUUAACAAUGGAUCUUUUACAUUGAAGUAGGCCUUAUGUAUCAAGUUAAGUUUUCACGAGCACAGGUACUGUAAGAGGAACUGCCCCUCCCUACCUGCAGGCUAUGUUCAAACCCUACACCCCAUCCCGAGCACUCCGUUCUGCCACCUCAGGUUUCUUGGCAUGCCCUACGUUUCAGAAUUCGCGGUCAGUCCAUCAUAUUCCACAUUUUGUUGUUACAGCCUGAAUUCAAAAUGGAUUUCAAAAUAUAUAUAUUCUCACCCAUCUACACACAAUACCCCAUAAUGACAAAUUGAAAACAUGUUUUUUGAAAUUGUAGCAACUUUAUUGAAAAUGAAAUACGGAAAUAUCUAAUUUACAUAAGUAUUCACACCCCUGAGUCAAUACUUUAUAGAAGCACCUUUGGCAGUGAUUACAGCUGUGAGUCUUUCUGGGUAAGUCUCAAAGAGCUUUCCACUCCUGGAUUGUGCAACAUUUGACCAUUUUUAUUUUCAAAAUUCUUCAAGCUCUGUCAAAUUGGUUGUUGUUCAUUUUCAGGUCUUGCCAUAGAUUUUUAAGUAGAUUUAAGUCAAAACUGUAACUCGGCCACUCAGGAACAUUCACUGUCUUCUUGGUAAGCAACUCCAGUGUAGAUUUGGCCUUGUGUUUUAGGUUAUUAUCCUGCUGGAAGGUGAAUUCAUUUGUUAUGACGAGUUUCUCUGGUAUCGAGUACUUCAGGAUGCAAGACAAUAUGGGACACAGAUGGAGAUUUGAUUCAGUCAUUAUUUAAUGGUAACAGUACUGGAUUCAAUGACAGGCGGUACGGACGUAGCCUCUUGCCAUAUGAAUGACUUCCAUAAAAAAUCUCUGUUUAUAUAAUGCCCUUCCGAUCUACUUCUGUCCCACACAGUUGCCAAGAAUUAUUGAGUGUCACUCAUCUACCACAAUAGCAUCCACAUACUUAGUAUUGUGUGCUACUCCUGAGUGGCGCAGUGGUCUAAGGCACCGCAUCGCAGUGCUAACUGUGCCACUAGAGAUCCUGGUUCGAAUCCAGGCUCUGUCGCAGCCGGCCGCGACCGGGAGACUCAUGGGCGGCGCACAAUUGGCCCAGCGUCGUCCAGGGUAGGGGAGGGAAUGGCCGGCAGGGAUGUAGCUCAGUUGAUAGAGCAUGGCGUUUGCAACGCCAGGGUUGUGGGUUUGAUUCCCACGGGGGGCCAGUAUAAAAAAAAAAAUGUAUUCACUAACUGUAAGUCGCUCUAGAUAAGAGCGUCUGCUAAAUGACUAAAAUGUAAAUGUAAAAUGUGUGUCACCCUAGCCAGGCCAUUCCAUCACGUACACCUUCUAAGAUUAUCACAAGUGGCCCCCAAUCUAUCUUGGCACGCAGACCUUCUGUCACUAACCCGUGACACCAAUAACACAUGGCAUGUCCUUGUCCUCUGUCCCAUAUGCAGCUUAUGAGUUUUACAUACAGUGGGGGGAAAAAAGUAUUUAGUCAGCCACCAAUUGUGCAAGUUCUCCCACUUAAAAAGAUGAGAGAGGCCUUUAAUUUUCAUCAUAGGUACACGUCAACUAUGACAGACAAAUUGAGAAAAAUAAAUCCAGAAAAUCACAUUGUAGGAUGUUUAAUGAAUUUAUUUGCAAAUUAUGGUGGAAAAUAAGUAUUUGGUCACCUACAAACAAGCAAGAUUUCUGGCUCUCACAGACCUGUAACUUCUUCUUUAAGAGGCUCCUCUGUCCUCCACUCGUUACCUGUAUUAAUGGCACCUGUUUGAACUUGUUAUCAGUAUAAAAUACACCUGUCCACAACCUCAAACAGUCACACUCCAAACUCCACUAUGGCCAAGACCAAAGAGCUGUCAAAGGACACCAGAAACAAAAUUGUAGACCUGCACCAGGCUGGGAAGACUGAAUCUGCAAUAGGUAAGCAGCUUGGUUUGAAGAAAUCAACUGUGGGAGCAAUUAUUAGGAAAUGGAAGACAUACAAGACCACAGAUAAUCUCCAUCGAUCUGUGGCUCCACGCAAGAUCUCACCCCGUGGGGUCAAAAUGAUCACAAGAACGGUGAGCAAAAAUCCCAGAACCACACGGGGGGACCUAGUGAAUGACCUGCAGAGAGCUGGGACCAAAGUAACAAAGCCUACCAUCAAUAACACACUACGCCGCCAGGGACUCAAAUCCUGCAGUGCCAGACGUGUCCCCCUGCUUAAGCCAGUACAUGUCCAGGCCCGUCUGAAGUUUGCUAGAGUGCAUUUGGAUGAUCCAGAAGAGGAUUGGGAGAAUGUCAUAUGGUCAGAUGAAACCAAAAUAAAACUUUUUGGUAAAAACUCAUCUCGUCGUGUUUGGAGGACAAAGAAUGCUGAGUUGCAUCCAAAGAACACCAUACCUACUGUGAAGCAUGGGUGUGGAAACAUCAUGCUUUUGGGCUGUUUUUCUGCAAAGGGACCAGGACGACUGAUCCGUGUAAAGGAAAAAAUUUAUGGGGCCAUGUAUCGUGAGAUUUUGAGUGAAAACCUCCUUCCAUCAGCAAGGGCAUUGAAGAUGAAACGUGGCUGGGUCUUUCAGCAUGACAAUGAUCCCAAACACACCGCCCGGGCAAUGAAGGAGUGGCUUCGUAAGAAGCAUUUCAAGGUCCUGGAGUGGCCUAGCCAGUCUCCAGAUCUCAACCCCAUAGAAACUCUUUGGAGGGAGUUGAAAGUCCGUGUUGCCCAGCGACAGCCCCAAAACAUCACUGCUCUAGAGGAGAUCUGCAUGGAGGAAUGGGCCAAAAUACCAGCAACAGUGUGUGAAACGUGAAGACUUACAGAAAACUUUGACCGUUCUUGCCAACAAAGGGUAUACACAAAGUGAGAACUUUGUUAUGACCAAAUACUUAUUUCCACCAUAUCAAAUAAUUCUUCAAAAUCCUAUAAUGUGAUUCUGGAAUUUUUUACAUUGUCGAUAGAGUUACCUAUGAUGAAAUUACAGCUCUCAUCUUUUAAGGGGGAACUGCACUGUGGCUGACUAAAUCUUUUUCACGACAUUAAUAAUUUGACACAAGCGUAUAAUUUUCGGUAUGGGGAAGGAAGACGAUCGAUUUGCCUGGCUUAGUCCAUUCCGUUUAUUUUUAAUUGAAAAUCCCAGUCAACACUACAAGCAUUCCCAUAACAUGAUGCAGCCACCACUAUGCUUGAAAAUAUGGGGUGUUACUCAGUAAUGUGUUGUAUUGGAUUUGCUCCAAACAUAAUGCUUUUUAUUCAGGACAUUAAGUGCAUUUCUUUGCCACAUUUUUUUGAAUAUUUUUUUAUUCUGUACAGGCUUCCUUCUUUUCACUCUGUCACUUAGGUUAAUAUUGUGGAGUAACUACAAUGUUGAUCCAUCCUCCGUUUUCUCCUAUCACAGCCAUUAAACUCGGCAACUGUUUUAAUGUCACAAUUGGCCUCAUGGUGAAAUCCCUGAGCGGUUUCCUUAGACUCUGGUAACUGCGGUAGGAGGACGCCUGUAUCUUUGUAGUCACUGGGUGUAUUAAUACACCAUCCAAAGUGUCAUUAACCUCUACGGGAUCGGUGUCUCGUAUACGGGACGGUUGAGCUAACGUGCGCUAAUGUGAUUAGCAUGACUGUUGUAAGUAACAGCAAACUUUCCAGGACAUAGACAUGUCUUAUAUGGGCAGAAAGCUUAAAUUCUUGUUAAUCUAACUACAUAGUCCAAUUUACAGUAGCUAUUACAGUGAUAAAAUACCAUGCUAUUGUUUGAGGAUAGUGCACAGCAACAAAAAACUUAUCACGGCAACUGGUUUGAUACAUUCACCUCUGAAGGUAAAUAAUGUACUUACGCUACCGUUCAAAAGUUUUGGGUCGCUUAGAAAUGUCCUUGUUUUCCAUGAAAACAUACAUGAAAUGAGUUUGAAUAGGAAAUGCUUUCUGUUAUGAAUGUGAGGAAAGUUGUAGCUAAUACACCCUAGCAGGUUACAAAGAAAUUAGCUAUUCUUGUUCUUUCUAUACUAAACUAAAAUAUAAACGCAACAUGUAAAGGGUUGGUCCUAUGUUUCAUGAGCUGAAAUAAAAUAUCCUAGAAAUGUGCCAUACAUACAAAAAGCUUAUUUCUCAAAAAUGUUGCGCACACAUUUCUUUAUAUCCCUGUUAGUGAGCAUUUCUCAUUUGCCAAGAUAAUCCAUCCACCUGACAGGUGUGGCAUAUCAAGAAGCUGAUUAAACAGCAUGGUCAUACCACAGGUGAUAAAAGGCCACUCUAAAAUGUGUCGUUUUGUCACGCGACACAAUGCCACAGAUGUCUGAAGUUUUGAGAGAGCGUGCAAUUGGCAUGCUGACUGCAGGAAUGUCCACCAGUGCUGUUGCCAGAGAUUUCUGUCUGUAAUAAAGCUCUUGUGGGGGAAAACUCAUUCGGAUUGGCUGGGCCUGGCUCCCCAAUGCCUGCGCCCCAGCCCAGUCAUGUGAAAUCCAUAGAUUAGGGCCUAAUGAAUGUAUUCAAUUGACUGAUUUCCUUAUAUGAACUGUAACUCAGUGAAAUCUUUGAAAUAAUUGCAUGUUGCAUUUAUAUACAUAUUCUCUCUUGAACGGAGUUCCUUGAGUUUCCCAGCAGCCUGCCAAGGCUAUAUGCCUGUGCUCGAAAUCAACAAAGGUAGGCAUAGUUAUUGUUUUCAAAUACUGUAUGUAUUAUUGGCACUGGCAGCUAAACUUAUCAACACUAAAUAAACCCUUUUAACUAUACACAAUUCCAGACGUAACAAUGCACAAACAGUAGAUUUUCUGGCAAUUUAGCCGCUCACUUUACCAGCAUUGCUUCACGUAGACGCGAGAAAAAUAGACUUGCUUUCUAAUUUGAAGCGCAUGACACUGUUGACGCUCGCGGCCCGUCUGUUUUCUGUAAACGCUCGUUCGCGUUUCGUUUGAUUUGGCGUUAAUGUCAAUAGUUCCAAAUUAUACAGUAAAUAAAAGGGUGUUAUUGUCACCAUAAAAGGUGAAUGGAGGGCGUUUUCCAGUUGGAGUUUUAAUGGUCGCGCACAGUUUUAUGACAGGUUUGGUUUAUAACAGGAAACAUGCAUAGGUAUGGCGUGCGCCAAGUUUAUAAAUGUCAAUGUUUGUAAAAAAUAUUGUAGAAAUGGUGCACACACAUUUUGUGUGAAAUUUACACAACAGUUAUAAAGGAGGGCCCUGGUCGUUAGGCUGCAUUUCCAGUGAGGAUUUACCCUAGUGUUUUACCCAAAAGGCUGACUUCUGUGUCUCAUUGGGCCAUGUGUCAGGAGGACCUGCUCUAACUUUAACACCUUCUCACAAAGCAACAGUCUUGAAUGAUGAAGAGGUUGUUGAUUCUGCUCGCCCCACGCCUUUAAUGUCACACUCCUGAUGGAAACACAAUAACACUAGAGAUCACAUUAACAUAAAACGUUGGUGUGGGGGUAAGCAUGGAAAAGAGUGGGAAUAGGGUGCCAUUUUGGGACCCACGCUUCUGCUGCUGUGUGUCUGCAUUGGAGCCUGUUCCAUAACGGGUGCAACAAGCAAAAAUAGUAUUCUACUCAAAUAAGAGAUUAGGCCUGCAACUCAGCCUCAAGGCCUUGGACAAGGACCCAUGUCCACACAAUCAGCUGGGGCUCACAACUUCAUGUGUUUUGUUGCCACACUGAGUCAGGCAACUCAGCCUCAAGGCCUUGGACAAGGACCCAUGUCCACACAAUCAGCUGGGGCUCACAACUUCAUGUGUUUUGUUGCCACACUGAGUCAGGCAGAAGACUGCUUGGUGCAUGAUGUGAUGACAUACAGUAUUAAGCAGUUUUGUGUCAUAUGGGUGUGAACUGCUGGAUGAUACAGAAAGGGCAGGCCUAGACUGUGUCUAGAAAUGGCACCAUAUUCCCUAGAUAGUGCACUACUUUUGACCAGCAUGUCCAGCAAAAUUAAGGCAGUUAUACAUUUUUAAAAACAUUACAAUACAUUCAUAACAGAUUUCACAACAUAUUAAGUGUGUGCCCUCAGGCCUCUACUCUACUACCACAUAUCUAUAACACAAAAUCCAUGUGUACAUGUGUGUAUAGUGCGUAUGUUAUCGUGUGUUUGUAUGCAUGUGUCUAUGUUUGUGUUGCUUCACAGUCCCCGCUGUGUAUUUUUAUCAGUUUUUUUAAUCUAAUUUUACUGCUGGCAUGAGUUACUUGAUGUGGAAUAGAGUUCCAUGUAGUCAUGGCUCUAUGUAAAUGACAUUAGCCCCAUUUGGCCUGGGUUUAAAAAAUCUACACUAGCUUAAUUGACAAAGAUCCAUGCUCCGAUUAGUCAAUGGCUUACACGACUAGUUCUUGACAGAGCCUUCCAAUACCUGUAGUUUGUAGCCACACAAUUGGUUUUCAAUGCUUCACAUCACUUAGUCAGGUAAAACAGGCUGUGCCUAACCUUAACCCUAUUUCAUAUAGUUCACUACCUUUUGACCGUUGGGUUCCGGUCAAAAGUAGUGGACUAUAUAGGGAAUAUGGUGCCAUUUGGGAUGCUUCCAUACUCUUUAUUCUCCAUUCUCUUAGCAUUCCGACUCUUCUUAUCCAUUCUCAACAUGUACAUUUGUCCUUAUGCCUCACGUUAUGUCUUUCUUUCUCUCUGCAGCUGUCAUGUACGUGAUGGGAGCCCUGGGUCCAGCUGCUGGGUACCUGAUGGGAGGAGUUCUCAUCGGCUUCUACGUCGACCCCAAGACUGUCGUCAACAUCGAUCAGAGCGACCCUCGCUUCAUUGGCAACUGGUAAUGUUCCAGACUUUUAACUGAAUAUGUUAAAUUAUGUGAUUGAAUAGAAAUAUUAGGCAGAGAGGCACAUGCGCGUACUGAUAGGACGCAUGGGGAGAGAGUAGCUCCGUUUUGUACCAACAAGACUGUGGUUACAUGAAGAAACCAGACAACAUAACAUUUAAAUUAAGCCUUUAAAAUCGAUAGAUCAAUAUAUCACCAAAUAACCGGGAGAGAAUGAGCAGUCAGUUAUUCACAACAGCGAAACAAUCUGAGUAAAGCGACGCUGCGACUCAAACCCAACAAGCCAUGGCUUCCCUUUAGGGCUGUCCCCGGCAAAAUAAAAUCUUGGUCGCCCGAUAAUCGUCUGUUCUUUCAACCAAUCCAUUAGUCAAUUUUUAAACAUGUAUUUUUCUAUAUGUAGACACACCCUAUGUGUUUUAAUAAAAUCAACUAUAUGCACUGAGCUUGUCCGAUGCAUUAAGCGCACUGUUUGAUAAAAUAAUGAAGACACAAAUGACUAGAGGAAGUCCAAACCGCAAUUGAUUUGGGUUAAAAAAGAAAGACGGUGCUGUGUUAAAAAAGAAAGACAGCCUGUGUGCACCCGUUGUCUCUCUCUCUCCUCCCUGCUGCAGCGACCACCACACAACAUCAACAAUGUUUAUCGCGUAGUCCGUGUUGCUGAAGCUGCAACUUAAUUAUAGCCAUUUCUGACUGAAAAGUUCUGUUACCGAAAUCCCUCAUUUCUUUAGGAAAAACAUUUCCUAUUCCCUCAACCCUUGCUCUCUUUACGUGACACAUGUAUGCAUCACAUGCACGUGACCAAUAGGGCCUGACCUAUAGCCUAUCAUAAUCACAUCAAUAAAUUGGUUAUAACAAACUCUGAGCACUGUAACACGUGACAGCAAAAGGAAUGCGGAGGACGUGAAAGAGAAACUCUAAACAAGGGAAUAUUUACUGGUUGCUCAGGAGGGAAAGGGGAAGUCAGAUGUGUAGAAUACAUUUGAUUUAGUUGUGGAAACUACUGGAGAUCAUGAAAAAGAAGGAAGGUAAGGAGCAAGCGCUGCGUGCAUAUUGUGUGCCAAACAGGUUCGAUUACAGCCUUUAUUACAGCAUAGCAAAGAUUAAAAACAGCCAGAUUUGUUAAAUUGCUUAAUCUGAUAGGUUGUGGUUGCAUGAGGCUUGGAGCUCAUGGAAUCAAUAGGCUAUUAAACAAACACUCAAACAGGCAACAGAAGCCGGAUCUGUCUUAUUUCUGUAGAUAUAUAUGGAUUUAUAAAGUCAGGCACAUUUAACAGUUAGGCUAUUGAUUAUAGACCUAAUUAAGUUGGUUUCCUCUCUCUUCACUUUUCUUAGACAAUUAAGGCAAGUGCUGUUUUCUCGUCUCCUCACUCUGCUGCUGCCGCCUCCGCAUUGUUCUCAACACCAAUAUGCUGGUUAUUUUUGCUAUUAUGCACAUAGCAGCAUGGUCUUUCAGAACCAUGGAGAGCGAUUGCUAUCCAACCAAAUACAUUAUUUAAAGAAGUAUACUAGGUCAUAACAGACUUUAUAUGGGCAAAUAAAAUGCAUAGAAAUAAAAAGGAAAGUUUUACAUUUUGAGGGUGGUUUUAAUCUUCCAGACUUGGAAUUGAAUCAACUCGCUACCCUAGGCUUUUACUUGUGACAUAUAGUUAAAUGCACUAAAGAGGAACAAUGGGUACAUAUUGAAGAUGCGCAUGCUCAUACCCAGAAUAUUUUGAUGUGUCUAUUUUCAAAGCUAAGAACAUUACAACUUCAUAGUUGAGAACACUAUAACAAUAUGGAAGAAAAUGUAACAUAUUUUACAAUAACCAAUGUCACUCACUAGAAACACAACUUUAUGGAACAAUCAUUGGAUAGCUUUUCAGAAUUCAUCGAUAAAUUGGCCCACAUGGAAAGCUAAAGGUAUAGAAACCGUGAAUUAGUUGGUAAUAAUAAUUUCAUAUACAUCCAACUUUUAUAUCACAAAAUGUUGAUUUGAAAUGUAAAACUACUAAUGACUCAAUAAUUCAUGCCUUCUGGGAAUGUUACAAAGUUAAAAAGUUAUGGGCGGAGUUGGAGAGAUGGAUGUCAGAGGUAUUGCAAUGUAAAUUUACUUUUUAAUUCAUCUGUCUGUAUAUUUCAAGACAUGACAUAUGAGAGUGCAGUGAGCUACCCGAUGGGCUGGACAAUACUCUUCUCAUCAUUUAUCUUAAAAAAUAAAAAAGUAUACUCAAUUGGAAAUCAGCCAAUGCUCCAUCGUUUACGCAAUGGAAAGCUCAGCGACAGUGAAACACAAUGGUGCAGUUUGAGGCCAUGUGGCAGAAAGUGAUAAGGGCGCUGGAGAUAGGGUUGGGGGCUAGUGGUUCUGGGCAGGUGUGAUGUAGUGAUGUUUGUAUGAUUUAGUCGUUUGUAUGUGUUUUUGUAUUGUUUAUAAAAUAUCCUAAAAUCAUAUAUUUUUUUAUAUAGACGUUUACAUGUUUGAUUGUCAAUGCUUAGGCCUAAUAUGUUAAAUAUUAUGGAAUUGAUUGGGGAUGUUAGAAAUGUAUGUGUAUGUUAUGUACAGUCGUGGUCAAAAGUUUUGAGAAUGACACAUAUUAAUUUUCCCGAAGUCUGCUGCCUCAGUCUUUAUGAUGGCAAUUUACAUAUACUCCAGAAUGUUAUGAAGAGUGAUCAGAUGAAUUGCAAUUAAUUGCAAAGUCCCUCUUUGCCAUGAAAAUUAACUUAAUCCCAAAAAAACAUUUCUACUGCAUUUCAGCCCUUCCACAAAAGGACCAGCUGACAUCAUGUCAGUGAUUCUCUCGUUAACACAGGUGAGAGUGUUGACGAGGACAAGGCUGGAGAUCACUCUGUCAUGCUGAUUGAGUUAGAAUAACAGACUGGAAGCUUUAAAAGGAGGGUGGUGCUUGAAAUCAUUGUUCUUCCUCUGUUAACCAUGGUUACCUGCAAGGAAACACGUGCCGUCAUCAUUGCUUUGCACAAAAAGGGCUUCACAGGCAAGGAUAUCGCUGCUAGUAAGAUUGCACCUAAAUCAACCAUUUAUCGGAUCAUCAAGAACCUCAAGGAGAGAGGUUAAAUUGUUGUGAAGAAGGCUUCAGGGCGCCCAAGAAAGUCCAGCAAGUCCAACCGCUUCACGGUUGGGAUAGUGUUCUUCGGCUUGCAAGCAACCCUCUUUUUCCUCCAAACAUAAUGAUGGUCAUUAUGGCCAAACAGUUCUAUUUUGUUUCAUCAGACCAGAGGACAUUUCUCCAAAAAGUACGAUCUUUGUCCCAUGUGCAGUUGCAAACCGUAGUCUGGCUUUUUUAUGGCGGUUUUGGAGCAGUGGCUUCUUCCUUGCUGAGUGGCCUUUCAGGUUAUGUCGAUAUAGGACUGUUUACUGUGGAUGUAGAUACUUUGUACUGUUUUCAGCAAAAACCUUGCUUUUGGUCCUUUUUUGCCUCGUUCAUCCGCAUUCUUUACAAGUACGCUCUUUGCGAUUCGUUGUGAAUAAUUUAGAUUUUUUUUAUCUCCUGGCACCAAAAGUACUUCAAACCAUGCUCUAUAGGAGUACAUCCGCGUCUCCUUCCUGAGCGUAAUGACGCUGCGUUGUCCCUGGUUGUUUAUCUUGCGUACGAUUGUUUGUAAAGAUGAACGUGGUACCUUCAGGCGUUUGGAAAUUGCUCCCAAGGAUGAACCAGACUUGUGGAGGUCUACAGAUUUUGUUCUGAGGUCUUGGCUAAUUUCUUUUGAUUUUCCCAUGAUGUCAAGCAAAGAGGCACUGAGUUUGAAGGUAGGCCUUGAAAUACAUCCACUGGUACACCUCCAAUUGACUCAAAUGAUGUCAAUUAGCUUAUCAGAAGCUUCUAAAGCCAUGACAUCAUUUUCUGGAAUUUUCAAAGCUGUUUAAAGGCACAGUCAACUUAGUGUAUGUAAACUUCUGACCCACUGGAAUUGUGAUACAGUGAAUUAUAAGUGAAAUAAUCUCUCCGUAAACAAUUGUUGGGAAAAUUACUUGUGUCAUGCACAAAGUAGAUGUUCUAACGAACUUCCCAAAACUAUAGUUUGUUAACAAGAAAUUUGUGGAGUGGUUGAAAAACGAGUUUUAAUGACUCCAACCUAAGUGUAUGUAAACUUCCGACUUCAACUGUAAGUGGCUCGGGGAACAAAACAUAGACAUUUUGUGUCCAUGGCCAGGAAACUCCCCAGACGUUAAUCCCAUUGAGAACUUGUGGUCAAUCCUCAAGAGGCGGGUAGACAAACAAAAACCCACAAAUUCUGACAAACUCCAAGCAUUGAUUAUGCAAUAAUGGGCUGUCAUCAGUCAGGAUGUGGCCCAGAAGUUAAUUGACAGCAUGCCAGGGCGGAUUGCAUAAACUUAAUGUAAUUGUCAAUAAAAGCCUUUGACACUUAUGGAAUGCUUGUAAUUAUACUUCAGUAUACCAUAGUAACAUCUGACAAAAAUAUCUAAAAACACUGAAGCAGCAAACUUUGUGAAGACCAAUACGAAUUCUCAAAACUUUUGACCACGACUGUACAUGUUAGCUUGUCAAAUGUGGGAUUUGAAAUACUGUACAUAAAGUGCAUUCGGAAAGUAUUCAAACCCCUUGACUUUUUCCACAUUUUGUUACGUUACAGCCUUAUUCUAAAAUGGAUUAAAUAAAUACAAAUCCUCAUCAAUCUACACACAAUACCCCAUGAUGACAAAGCGAAAAAAAAGUUUUUAGUAAAAAAAAAAAGUUUUAGUUUUUAGAAAACAGUACCAAAACAUUUCUGCAGCAUUGAAGGUCCCUAAGAACACAGUGGCCUCCAUCAUUCUUAAAUGGAAGAAGUUUGGAACCACCAAGACUCUUCCUAGAGCUGGCCACCCGGCCAAACUGAGCAAUCGGGGGAUAAGGGCCUUUGUCAGGGAGGUGACCAAGAACCUGAUGGUCACUCUGAUAGAGCUCCAGAGUUCCUCUGUGGAGAUGGGAGAACCUUCCAGAAGGACAACCAUCUCUGCAAGCGCUCCACCAAUUAAGCCUUUAUGGUAGAGUGGCCAGCCGGAAGCCACUCCUCAGUAAAAGGCACAUGACAGCCCGCUUAGAGUUUGCCAAAAGGCACCUAAAGGACUCUCAGACCAUGAGAAACAAGAUUCUCUGGUCUGAUGAAACCAAGAUUGAACUCUUUGGCUUGAAUGCCAAGCGUCACUUCUGGAGGAAACCUGGCACCAUCCCUACGGUUAAGCAUGGUGGUGGCAGCAUCAUGCUGUGGGGAUGUUUUUCAGCGGCAGCGGCAGGGACUGGGAGACUAGUCAUGAUCGAGGGAACGAUGAACGGAGCAAAGUACAGAGAGAUCCUUGAUGAUAACCUGCUCCAGAGCACUCAUGACCUCCGAUUGGGGCAAAGGUUCACCUUCCAACAGGACAACGACCCUAAGCACACAGCCAAGACAACAAAGGAGUGGCUUUGGGACAAGUCUCUGAAUGUCCUUGAGUGGUCCAGCCAGAGCCCGGACUUGAACCCGAUCGAACAUCUUCGAAGAGACCGGAAAAUAGCUGUGCUGUGACACUCCCCAUCCAACCUGACAGAGCUUAAGACGAUCUGCAGAGAAGAAUGGGAGAAACUCCCCAAAUACAGGUGUGCCAAGCUUGUAGCGUCAUACCUAAGAAGACUUGAGGCUGUAAUCGCUGCCAAAGGUUCUUCAACAAAGUACUGAGUAAAGGGUCUGAAUACUUAUGUAAAUGUGAUAUUUCAGUUUUGUAUUUCUAAUACAUUUGCAAACAUUUCAAAAAAUCUGUUUCCGCUUUGUCAUUAUGGGGUAUUGUGUGUAGAUUGAUGAGGACAUUUUUUUAUGUAAUCCAUUUUAGAAUAAGGCUGUAACGUAACAAAAUGUGGAAAGAGUCAAGGGGUCUGAAUGCUUUCCAAAUUCACUGUAUUACUCUUCCAGUGUUCCAUGCUGUGUUUAAUGUGGAGCUUGUGUGUUGUGGGAAUGUGCUAUUGAAUUCAUUGCAGAUAAUAGGACAGGGAUGGGAUAAGAAACUUGAAUGUCAUUUUUACAUCAUUUAGCAGACGCUCGUAUCCAGAGCAACUUACAGGAGCAACUUACAGGAGCAAUUAGUGUUAAGUGCCUUGCUCAGGGGCACAUAGACAGAUUCUUCACGUAGUCGGCUAGGGGAAUCUAACCAGCAUCCUUUCGGUUACUGGCCAAAGGCUCUUAACCGCUAGGCUUGCUCCCAGAGAGGAAAAUUGUCUUACACAUGCCGUGACGUGAUUUAUCGAAUCAACUAACUAUUUAUGUUUAAUUGUUACUCAAUUAAAUUAAUAAUGUAACAAUUAACUCAUUAGGAUUUGGGGCACCACAGAAUAAGUUGUUUAUAGAGUUACUAUCUCCCGAAUUAAACUCUGAAGGUAUUUACCUAUCAAUAUGUAUAAAACAGUCAACGUAUUAAUCAUUAUCUCUUAUCAGUCUCAUUCUGAACGGUCGUAGACUUCUUGGAUCUGCACGAACACCAGCUUUACUUAUGAUUCAGUACUACCCAAAUUGGUUUAAUUAUUUAUUUACUAGCUAACUAAAUAAUAACACAGAAUAACAUACACACUUAAUACAUGAGAAAAAGUCCCUAGCGGACAAACAACGACAUGACUGCUUGGUUAUCAAAAGAGGGAGGGGUAGAAAAGAGAGAGGGAGGGGGAGAGAGAGAGAGAGAGAAAGAGAGAGUCAAACUUAUCGUUGAUACAUUUGGAAACUACCCUCAAAGUAAUCAUAAUACUUUGCUCACGAACCACCACCCGUUUGGGGUAAGAAAUCAUGAAUGUAUUAACAUGUUUGAAUGCCUUCUUCGUUCGCCGUUUAUCUCUGUCGGACCAAGCCUUCUGAAAAAGGAUUUGGCUGGUUCUCCGGUGGGUCACUUGUAAGGCUCUGAUUAGCCACCAGAGGUCACAAUGUCCUUAUUCUUAGUUGUCCUGAUCUUGUAGUGGAGUGUUUUCAGAGCAGAUACUCAGAUGCACCAAUGAUUGUCUGAGAUGGGAUUUUCUCCUUCCCACCUCCUGUCUUUAGUCAGAGUUUGAAGCACUUUACACGCACAGCUGCAGCCUGGCAAUGUUCAGGUCUAGUCUGGUGAGUUUAUCUUCUUCACCUCGGGUUGAGGUUCAAAGUUCUAACCAUUUCAAACGUGUAGCCACAGCGCCACGCUUUCUGGUCUGAUGUGAAUUCCAUUACCAAGGCUUUUUCAUGCACUCUGGGUAAAAAGGGGCAUUCCAUCAUGCUGACACGAUUUCUGAUCUCAUUCGGGGCGUGGCUAGUCAUUGUGUAUAGUUUAUAUGAAAAACAAUUAUCUCAUUAGAAAACUAAAACAUUCCUAUCUUAACAAAAAUGCUCUCAUCCUUAAUCAUAUAUUGUAUACAACAUUUGGAUGUAAACUUGACAGAUAGAAUGUGUACACUUUCCGAGUUACAGUAUUUUCUUUAUACCAUCCUUAAUGACAUCACAAAAUAAUAAAUAAUGUGACAUGAUUAUUCUUUAGAUCCCCACUGACCAUUACAAACAUUCGGAUGUUAGAAAUAUUGUUCCAGUGUUUACUUUUUGGACGUUAUAGUUUUGGUGGAAAAAGUAUUCUGUAGACAAAGGGCAUUCCUUUAGUAAUACUGUGUUAUGGUGUCAAAAACGAUACUUGGAGUCAUAGAUUCAAAAUAAUAUUGCGAUACUACUGUAUCGAUCCCCCCCCCAUCACUAAGCUAAACCCUCUCUGCUCUCUCAGGUGGAGCGGCUUCCUGCUCUGUUCCAUCGCCAUGCUACUGGUCAUAUUCCCCAUGUUCACCUUCCCCAAGAAGCUGCCUCCCAGAAACAAGAAGAAGAAGAAGAAGAGGAAAAAGAUCAGCCUGGACAACGUGUCCAGCGAUGAUGACAUCACCAAGGAGAAGACCGACAGCAAGAGCCAGAAGGUUACAUCAUCCAUGGGCUUUGGGAAAGACAUCAAAGGUAUGCUAUACAGAGAGAGAGGAUGUGUCCCAAAUGGCACCCUGUUCUAUGUAGCUAUUAGGGUGCAAUUUGGGGCACUAAUGAGGCUGUUAGAAGCAGGGUUAUCUCACUGACUCUUGCCUCUCAUAUACUAUCACUAUGCAGGUUUCCAUUGACCAGGUUUAUUCGACAACAACAAUGUCGCAAAAAAAAUAAGUUUGGGCAGAUCUAGGAGACGUUUUCUGAAGAUCAACAAUAUUUGUAUCUUUUUUGACGGGUGGAUUUUUCUUUUGUCAAACAUUAUUAAUUUUAAGAUCACUUUAUUGUUCAUAAAACAAGGUCCAACCGAAAUUUUACUUCCGCUUUUAACCCAACCUCUCCGAAAGACACACAUACAGGUUUUGGAGAGUUGCGGGGGGUUGCUACACUGGGCGCUCUGGGAGCUGUUGUUGUGGGGGGUUAAGUGCCUUGCUCAAAGGCACAACGGCAGGCAAUGGUAUUUAUGAUUUGAUACCAGCAACCCUCCGGUUGCCAACUCACUUCACAACAGAUUUUUCCUGUCGGAUCCUGGAUUCGAACUGGCAACCCUCUGGCUGCUGGUUCGCCAGUCUAGCUACCACCCUUUAUUGUAACAAAUGAUGGAAACUGUGUUUUUCGAAUAAAAUAUGAUUGCCAAAUAAUUGUCAAGGUACGAGGCGCACAUGAAGUCAUCACGUUACUAUAAAGCUACUCUCCACAUUUAAUUCUAAAUGCCUACUGCUUGCAAAAUACCUUUUUUUCAACUAUAAAAAUAUUGGUUCUUUGCAGGGCAAGGAUUGGCUAAUAGAAACACUAACCACUUCAUUUUUAUUUGACAUUCUAGGUUUUCGAGGAAAAGUGUUUUUGUUAUGUGUGACGUCCUUACGUCCAGCUAUUUUUAUCUACACAAGACAGUUCAUUGGAAACUCACUGUAGCAGGCAAUUGUCGCAUCUAUUUUCUAUUUUCUGAACUGCUUUUGCACUAAAACAAAUUAAUUACAAUGUAAUAACAGCCCAUUGCCUCAUUUUAUGUUCUAAUAAAGUUUACUAAGGUGAAAUAUACAGUCGUGGUCAAAAGUUUUGAGAAUGACACACAUACACAUUUUCACAAAGUCUGCUGCCUCAGUUUUGAUGAUGGCAAUUUGCAUAUACUCCAGAAUGUCAUGUGAAUUUGCCAUGAAAAUGAACUUAAUCCCCAAAAAAAACAUUUCCACUGCAUUUCAGCCCUGCCACAAAAGGACCAGCUGCCAUCAUGUCAGUGAUUCUCUCGUUAACAAUCAAUUUCAAUCAAUCAAUUUUAUUUUAUAUAGCCCUUCUUACAUCAGCUAAUAUCUCGAAGUGCUGUACAGAAACCCAGCCUAAAACCCCAAACAGCUAGUAAUGCAGGUGUAGAAGCACGGUGGCUAGGAAAAACUCCCUAGAAAGGCGAAAACCCAGGAAGAAACCUAGAGAGGAACCAGGCUAUGAGGGGUGGCCAGUCCUCUUCUGGCUGUGCCGGGUGAAGAUUAUAACAGAACCAUGCCAAGAUGUUCAAAAAUGUUCAUAAGUGACAAGCAUGGUCAAAUAAUAAUCAGGAAUAAAUCUCAGUUGGCUUUUCAUAGCCGAUCAUUAAGAGUUGAAAACAGCAGGUCUGGGACAGGUAGGGGUUCCAUAACCGCAGGCAGAACAGUUGAAACUGGAAUAGCAGCAAGGCCAGGCGGACUGGGGACAGCAAGGAGUCACCACGGCCGGUAGUCCCGACGUAUGGUCCUAGGGCUCAGGUCUCUCAGUUGGCUUUUCAUAGCCGAUCAUUAAGAGUUGAAAACAGCAGGUCUGGGACAGGUAGGGGUUUCGUAACCGCAGGCAGAACAGUUGAAACUGGAAUAGCAGCAAGGCCAGGCGGACUGGGGACAGCAAGGUGUCAUCAUGCCCGGUAGUCCUGACGUAUGGUCCUAGGGCUCAGGUUCUCAGAGAGAAAGAGAGAACGAGAGAAUUAGAGAGAGCAUACUUAAAUUCACACAGGACACUGGAUAAGACAGGAGAAGUACUCCAGGUAUAACCAACUAACCCCAGCCCCCCGACACAUAAACUACUGCAGCAUAAAUACUGGAGGCUGAGACAGGAGCGGUCCGGAGACACUGUGGCCCCAUCCGAAGAAACCCCCGGACAGGGCCAAACAGGAAGGAUAUAACCCCACCCACUCUGCCAAAGCACAGCCCCCGCACCACUAGAGGGAUAUCCUCAACCACCAACUUACAAUCCUGAGACAAGGCCGAGUAUAGCCCACAGAGGUCUCCACCACAGCACAAACCAAGGGGGGGCGCCAACCCAGGUGAGAUUGUUGACGAGGACAAGGCUGGAGAUCACUCUGUCAUGCUGAUUGAGUUAGAAUAACAGACUGGAAGCUUUAAAAGGAGGGUGGUGCUUGAAAUCAUUGUUCUUCCUCUGUUAACCAUGGUUACCUGCAAGGAAACAUGUGCCGUCAUCAUUGCUUUGCACAAAAAGGGCUUCACAGGCAAGGAUAUUGCUGCUAGUAAAAUUGCACCUAAAUCAACCAUUUAUCAGAUCAUCAAGAACUUCAAAGAGAGAGGUUCAAUUGUUGUGAAGAAGGCGUCAGGGCGCCCAAGAAAGUCAGGCAAGCGCCAGGACUGUCUCCUAAAGUUGAUUCAGCUGCGGGAUCGGGGCACCACCAGUGCAGAGCUUGCUCAGGAAUGGCAGCAGGCAGGUGUGAGUGCAUCUGCACGUACAGUGAGGCGAAGACUUUUGGAGGAUGGCCUGGUGUCAAGAAGGGCAGCAAAGAUGCCACUUCUCUCCAGGAAAAACAUCAGGGACAGACUGAUAUUCUGCAAAAGGUACAGGGAUUGGACUGCUGAGUAUACCAUAGUAACAUCUGACAAAAAUAUCUCAUAACACUGAAGCAGCGAACUUUGUGAAGACCAAUACUUGUGUCAUUCUCAAAACUUUUGACCACGACUAUACGGUACUACUGUAAUGAGGUUUCAUACUAAUUAUGGGCAGAGAAAAUAUUGUUCCUAUUAAGGUAAUGGAUAAUCUGAAUAGGAAUGUGAAGUGAAUUACUGUACAUUGUACAUAAUCCUUUAUGUCCUCCUGGUGAGCAGAUGUACCCUUGCAUAGCGCCAUAAUAUACAGUUGAAGUCGGAAGUUUACAUACACUUAGGAUGGAGUCAUUAAAACUUGUUUUUCAACCACACAUUUCUUGUUAACAAACCUAUAGUUUUGGCAAGUCGGUUAGGACAUUUUGCAUGACGCAAGUAAUUUUUCCAACAAUUGUUUACAGAUAGAUUAUUUAACUUAUAAUUCACUGUAUCACAAUUCCAGUGGGUCAGGAGUUUACAUACACUACGUUGACUGUGCCUUUAAACAGCUUUGAAAAUUUCAGAAAAUUAUGUCAUGGCUUUAGAAGCUUCUGAUAGGCUAAUUGACAUAAUUUGAGUCAAUUGGAGGUGUACCUGUGGAUGUACAGUGGGGAAAAAAAGUAUUUAGUCAGCCACCAAUUGUGCAAGUUCUCCCACUUAAAAAGAUGAGAGAGGCCUGUAAUUUUCAUCAUAGGUACACGUCAACUAUGACAGACAAAUUGAGAGAAAAAAAUCCAGAAAAUCACAUUGUAGGAUUUUUAAUGAAUUUAUUUGCAAAUUAUGGUGGAAAAUAAGUAUUUGGUCACCUACAAACAAGCAAGAUUUCUGGCUCUCACAGACCUGUAACUUCUUCUUUAAGAGGCUCCUCUGUCCUCCACUCGUUACCUGUAUUAAUGGCACCUGUUUGAACUUGUUAUCAGUAUAAAAGACACCUGUCCACAACCUCAAACAGUCACACUCCAAACUCCACUAUGGCCAAGACCAAAGAGCUGUCAAAGGACACCAGAAACAAAAUUGUAGACCUGCACCAGGCUGGGAAGACUGAAUCUGCAAUAGGUAAGCAGCUUGGUUUGAAGAAAUCAACUGUGGGAGCAAUUAUUAGGAAAUGGAAGACAUACAAGACCACUGAUAAUCUCCCUCGAUCUGGGGCUCCACGCAAGAUCUCACCCCGUGGGGUCAAAAUGAUCACAAGAACGGUGAGCAAAAAUCCCAGAACCACACGGGGGGACCUAGUGAAUGACCUGCAGAGAGCUGGGACCAAAGUAACAAAGCCUACCAUCAGUAACACACUACGCCGCCAGGGACUCAAAUCCUGCAGUGCAAGACGUGUCCCCCUGCUUAAGCCAGUACAUGUCCAGGCCUGUCUGAAGUUUGCUAGAGUGCAUUUGGAUGAUCCAGAAGAGGAUUGGGAGAAUGUCAUAUGGUCAGAUGAAACCAAAAUAUAACUUUUUGGUAAAAACUCAACUCGUCGUGUUUGGAGGACAAAGAAUGCUGAGUUGCAUCCAAAGAACACCAUACCUACUGUGAAGCAUGGGGGUGGAAACAUCAUGCUUUGGGGCUGUUUUUCUGCAAAGGGACCAGGACGACUGAUCCGUGUAAAGGAAAGAAUGAAUGGGGCCAUGUAUCGUGAGAUUUUGAGUGAAAACCUCCUUCCAUCAGCAAGGGCAUUGAAGAUGAAACGUGGCUGGGUCUUUCAGCAUGACAAUGAUCCCAAACACACCGCCCGGGCAACGAAGGAGUGGCUUCGUAAGAAGCAUUUCAAGGUCCUGGAGUGGCCUAGCCAGUCUCCAGAUCUCAACCCCAUAGAAAAUCUUUGGAGGGAGUUGAAAGUCCGUGUUGCCCAGCGACAGCCCCAAAACAUCACUGCUCUAGAGGAGGUCUGCAUGGAGGAAUGGGACAAAAUACCAGCAACAGUGUGUGAAAACCUUCUGAAGACUUACAGAAAACAUUUGACCUGUGUCAUUGCCAACAAAGGGUAUAUAACAAAGUAUUGAGAAACUUUUGUUAUUGACCAAAUACUUAUUUUCCACCAUAAUCUGCAAAUAAAUUCAUAAAAAAUCCUACAAUGUGAUUUUCUGGAUUUUUUUUUCUCAUUUUGUCUGUCAUAGUUGACGUGUACCUAUGAUGAAAAUUACAGGCCUCUCUCAUCUUUUUAAGUGGGAGAACUUGCACAAUUGGUGGCUGACUAAAUACUUUUUUCCCCCACUUUAUUUCAAGGCCUACCUUCAAACUCAGUGCCUCUUUGCUUGACAUCAUGGGAAAAUCAAAAGAAAUCAGCCAAGACCUCAUAAAAAAAAUGGUAGACCUCCAUAAGUAUGGUUCAUCCUUGGGAGCAAUUUCCAAACGCCUGAAGGUACCACAUUCAUCUGUACAAACAAUAAUACGCAAGUAUAAACAUCAUGGGACCACGCAGCUGUCAUACCGCUCAGGAAGAAGACGCGUUCUGUCUCCUAGAGAUGAACGUACUUUGGUGCGAAAAGUGCAAAUCAAUCCCAGAACAACAGCAAAGGACCUUGUGAAGAUGCUGGAGGAAACAGGUACAAAAGUAUCUAUAUCCAAAGUAAAACGAGUCCUAUAUCGACAAAACCUGAAAGGCUGCUCAGCAAGGAAGAAGCCAAUGCUCCAAAACCGCCAUAAAAAAGACAGACUACGGUUUGCAACUGCACAUGGGGAUAAAGAUCGUGAAGCACGGGGGUGGCAAUAUCAUGCUGUGGGGGUGCUUUGCUGCAGGAGGGACUGGUGCACUUCACAAAAUAGAUGGCAUCAUGAGGAAGGAAAAUUAUGCAGAUAUAUUGAGGCAACAUCUCAAGACAUCAGUCAGGAAGUUAAAGCUUGGUCGCAAAUGGGUCUUCCAAAUGGACAAUGUCCCCAAGCAUACUUCCAAAGUUGUGGCAAAAUGGCUUAAGGACAACAAAGUCAAGGUAUUGGAGUGGCCAUCACAAAGCCCUGACCUCAAUCCUAUAGAAAAUGUGUGGGCAGAACUGAAAAAGCGUUUGCGAGCAAGGAGGCCUACAAACCUGACUCAGUUACACCAGCUCUGUCAGGAGGAAUGGGCCAAAAUUCACCCAACUUAUUGUGGGAAGCUUGUGGAAGGCUACCUGAAAUGUUUCACCUAAGUUAAAUAAUUUAAAGGCAAUGCUACCAAAUACUAAUUGAGUGUAUGUAAACUUCUGACCCACUGGGAAUGUGAUGAAAUAAAUAAAAGCUGAAAUAAAUCAUUCUAAAAAUAAAAAAUAAAAAUAAAAUAUGCCAUUUAGCAGACGCUUUUAUCCAAAGCGACUUACAGUCAUGCGUGCAUACAUGUUUGUGUAUGGGUGGUCCCGGGGAUCGAACCCACUACCUUGGCGUUACAAGCGCCGUGCUCUACCAGCUGAGCUUCAGAGGACCACUCAGAGGACCAUUCUCUCUACUAUUAUUCUGACAUUUCACAUUCUUAAAAUAAAGUGGUGAUCCUAACUGACCUAAAACAGAGAAUUUGUAUUAGGAUUAAAUGUCAGGAAUUGUGAAAAACUGAGUUUAAAUGUAUUUGGCUAAGGUGUAUGUAAACUUCCGACUUCAACUGUAAAUGGUCUGUCAGCCUUCCCUGUGUCUCUGUCUGUCUGUGAUGCUCAUUUUGCUAACGUGCUGUGUUGUCUCCCUACAUCUGUAUUUCUCUCUCCCUCUCUCUCUCCUUCCUUCUCUUUCUUUCUCUCACCCUCUCUGUCUCUCCCUCCCUCCCUGUCCCUGUGUAGAGCUGCCUAAGGCUGCAGUGAGGAUCCUGAGUAAUGUCACCUUCCUGUUUGUGAGCCUGUCCUACACUGCAGAGAGCGCCAUCGUCACCGCCUUCAUCACCUUCAUACCCAAGUUCAUUGAGUCGCAGUUCGGCAUCCCAGCGUCCAGCGCUAGUAUCUACACAGGUAAAUACACUCCUAGUAUCUACACAUGUAAACACACUCCUAGUAUCUACACAUGUAAACACACUCCUAGUAUCUACACAUGUAAACACACAUCGAGUUAACUUUUAACUUUUUGUAAUUUUAGUGCACUUUGUAUUGUAGUGUAUUUUGAACGUACAUUGAAAGCAUUAAAAAUACACUGAAAACAUCCUAAAUAAAUCUAUACAGCUAAAAACAACAAUAUGAUGUUAAAACAAGUUGACAUUCAGGUUAAAGAAAGUGCUUUAUCAAUUUACCAGAUUUUUCUAACCAUUACUUUGGACAAAAUCAAGACAUCAAUAUUCUCAAUGCUUUUUAUAUAAAAAAUCUUAAAUUACAGCUCAAUUUGAGCAAAUUCUGAAUUUGUGAUUAAUCACAGCAACACAAUAGAUAUAUUUUUGUAAAAUGUUGUUUUUGGCUGUGGCUGCGAAUACAGAGUUUUCUGCCUGUCUGUGUAAAUCAGCUGCUAAGAAGAACAUUAAAUCUCUAGACUGCCUGUUUUUGUCGUGCUAAUCUCGGUUACCCAGAAGUAAAAUUCUCACGCGAAAGUUUGUCAUUUUCUGUUUUACUUCGGGGGGGAAUCCCAUUAACAAUUGUUAUUACCUUUGUGCAAAGGAAGGAAGAGAAUUCUCUUCCCUCGCAAACGGAAACUUCUAGCCAAGUUCCUCUCUUCCGCUAAUUUCACCCAUGUUUAUCAUGGCCAAAAAGGACAUUUUCGUUUUCAUGUAUUUCUACGAUAUAGCCAAUUUUGACUUUGUGGAUGUGGAAUUCGUUUAUUCUCCACACAUGGGCUUGAAAAUCACCGCACCAGUGUAAACACCGCCUUCGCCCAACCUUAAUUCAUCCAAAUAAUCAAUGACGAAAACCCCAAACCAGGAACUACUGCUGCUCGUGUUCACAUAAUUCUACGUGCCUAGUUCUCGCCGUUUCAUCUGUCCACAAGAAUCUGUCCACAAGAGAUUAGUGUCGUGUUUAUGUUCGCAAUACUAUUACAACCUACAACAAAGUUUCUACAAACAUGUCGAUCAUGUAAAUAGCUGCAUGUAGCCUAACUCCCCUUACUAAAAAAGAACAUGAAAUCGCGUUUAUGCUUAAUAGCCUACUGAGGCAUGGAAUGCAGUAGUUUGAACAUGUCGACCAAGAAAAAUACGUUUAGAACUGAUGAUUGAUCGCGUGGUGCAAGAUUGAAUGCAUUAAUUGAUUAUUGAAUGUUAUCGAUGAACACUGCUUUGUAGAGCCAAAACAAACACACUCAAACUCGAGAACGAAUCGAGCCGAGAGCAUUCCGCCAAGAGUCGUUCACAAUCUAGACCUUGUUUCAAAGCUAUCAAUAAAUAAUCAUAUUUGUAUGCCUAGCAAUCACAAAUGUACAUUGUUUGAAGUACACUUUUAUAAGUCCUCAGUCACAAAUGCCAGCUACAAUAAGGCCCUUAUGGUGAACGAGAGACUUGUGAACUUAGCCACAGUUUUUUUUUUAAUCGUUUGACAGCCCUAGUAAACACACAUCUAUACUGAAAAAUAUAUAUAAGCGCAAUCAAUUUCAUUGAUUUUACUGAGUUACAGUUCAUAUGAGGAAAUCAGUCAAUUGAAAUAAAUUCAUUAGGCCCUAAUCUAUGGAUUUCACAUGACUGGGAAUACAGAUAUGAAUCUGUUGGUCACAUAUACCUUUAAAAAAAUGGGCCUCACAAUGGGCCUCAGGAUCUCUUCACUGUAUUUUUGUGCAUUCAAAUUGCCAUCGAUAAAAUGCAAUUGUGUUCGUUGUCCAUAGUUUAUGCCUGCCAAUACCAUAACCCCACCGCCACCAUGGGGCACUCUGUUCACAACGUUGGCAUCAGCAAACCGCUCGCCCACAUGACGCAAUACACGUGGUCUGCGUUUGUGAGGCCGGUUGGACGUACUGCCAAAUUCUCUAAAAUAACGUUGGAGGCAGCUUAUGGUAGACAAAUGAACAUAAAAUUAUCUGGCAACAACUCUGGUGGACAUUCCUGCUCCCUCAAAACUUGAGACAUUUACAUUUUUAAAUUUUAGUCAUUUAUCAGACGCUCUUAUCCAGAGCGACUUACAGUUAGUGAGUGCAUACAUUUUCAUACUGGGCAUUGUGUUGUGUGACAAAACUGCACAUUUUAGAGUGGCCUUUUCUUGUCCCCAGCACAAGGUGCACCUGUGUAGUGAUCAUGCUGAUUAAUCAGAUUCUUUAUAUGCCACACCUGUCAGGUGGAUGGACUAUCUUGGCAAAUGAGAAAUGCUCACUAACAGGGAUAUAAACAAAUUUGUGCACAACAUUUGAGAGAAAUAAGCUUUUUGUGCGUAUGGAACAUUUCUGGGAUCUUUUAUUUCCGCUUAUGAAACAUGGGACCAACACUUUACAUGUUGUGUUUAUAUUUUUGUUCAGUGUAGUGUGUAUAUACACAGGUAAAUACACACCUAACACCCCUCUGAAGCGCAUAGUUUGGAACACAGGUCUGUUGUCUCCAGCUUCACCACAGAGGUCAGUUAGAGCCCUUGCCCUCAAAUGCUCUUUAGUCAGGGAUACUUCCAUGACAGCCUGAAGGGGUCUGUAUCUUUAAGAUUACUCCACGUCAGUGGGGCCACCGUGAGUUUAACAUUCACUACUCACUACUUGACCAUGUCCCAGGUGCCCCCGUUAUUUUAAGGAAGAGUGUUUGUAUCAUUCAUGGCUGCUGGCUGGGCCUUCACUCCAUCACUGAAUAUUAGUUGUACAGCUAGCCAUCUUAGCUUCCUCACCACUCCCCUAAAAAGGAGCUUCUACUCUGCUCUUUCUGUUAGGAUGGUGUGUUUGAAAGUGAACAGAAGGCCAAAAUUAAAUUAUGUUGUAGAAUAACAUGCGUCUAGAUGUGAAACAGAUUGCUGUGAUCUAAUCGUUCUAGAGACCGCACCAUUGACUCUCUCUCUCUCUCUCUCUCUCUGUCUCUCUGUCUCUCUCUCUCUGUCUCCUGCUGUCCCAGGUGUGAUCAUCGUGCCCAGUGCUGGGGUGGGUAUAGUCCUGGGGGGCUACAUCAUUAAGAAGCUGAAGCUGGGAGCCAGAGAGUCAGCCAAGCUGGCCAUGAUCUGUAGUGGGGUGUCUCUGCUCUGCUUCUCUACUCUGUUCAUAGUGGGCUGUGAGAGCAUCAACCUGGGAGGCAUCAACAUACCAUACACCACCGGGUAAGAACCACACCUUCCUUCCUUCACUCAGUACCCCUCUCUUCGUUUUUAUUCUAAUUAUUAUUUACCCUUUUUCUCCCCAAUUUUGUGGUAUCCAAUUAGUAGUUACAGUCUUGUCUCAUCGCUACAACUCCCGUAUGGACUCGGGAGAGGCAAAGGUCGAGAGCCAUGCGUCCUCUGAAACACGACCCUGCCAAGCCGCACUGCUUCUUGACACACUGCUCGCUUAACCCGGAAGCCAGCCGCACCAAUGUGUCGGAGGAAACACUGUACAACUGGCGACCGAAGUCAGCGUGCAAGCGCGAUGGGAAAUUGACAUCCCGGCCGGCAAAACCUAACCCGGACGACGCUGAGCCAAUUGUCUAUUGUCAUGGGUCUACCGGUCGCGGCCGGCUGCGACACAGCCUGGGAUCGAACCCGGGUCUGUAGUGACGCCUCAAGCACUGCUAUGCAGUGCCUUAGACCACUGCGCCACUCGGGAGGCCUAGUACCCCUCUCUUUCAAUCUGAACUUUUUUUCCUCAUGCAAUCCCCUGUCGAUCUUGUCCUCUUUCUCUCAGCUCCCCCAAAAUUCAAUGAAUUCUUUCUCUGCAAACAUUCCAGCCUCCAAAAACCCCAUAUCAAAGAAUUAAACAAUGUGAGGAAUUUUUGUUUGUACACUCAGCAGUAUGUGUGUGUGUUUUUCCCAGUGAUGAUGAGAAGAGGAGGUGACCAUUGUUAGCAGUUGAUGUUAAUCUUCAAUAACACAGACCCCAAAGCAAAUCAGGGGGAGAAAAAUAUAUUUAUUCAAAGAGAACAAAUCAUAGUUGUUAUUCUGGAUGGUAGAUGUUCAUUCUUCCCUGUCCUCAAUGUUUCUCCACUGAACAAAGAGACAGGAUGUGGUUUAUAGCCUCAAGCCUAGCAUGUGGCUGACCAAUUAGAAUUCCUUGCAAUAAAAUUGGGCCAAUGGCCCAACCCCCAAGUAUCCUGUUUCAGGCUCAAUGUAUAGACAAUUUCGACCAAUGAGAACUUGCCACAUGUAGCUAUGAGUCCCUGGUUGGAACCCCUACACAGAUUCUAAACAGAUGUUGAACUGAAAAACAACUAUUUCCAUUGAUCGUUAAUUCCCUCUUGACCUCUAGUCCUCUGCGUUGUAUAUUUAUCUUCGAAUAUGGUCAUUUCUGUUAAUGCAUUCAAUAUAUUAUUAUUCCAGUCUUACCGUUCUCAUUGUCGGAGUGGACACAUUGUUUGCAGAGCGCACAACCUAUGCUACACUUGCGAGAAACAAGUUUGGGUUUAUUUCAUUCCAUUUACAAGUUUUGUCAAUUCAAUUUAGUCAUUGUCUUUUGUUUGGAGGGCUCCUGUCAAUGUCGAGUAAGGACUCGCACCUGAUUACGCAUAGAAGUACAUAGGCCUAUAGGCUACCUGGCCUGCGCGCAAAUGUAGGCAUAUAAAUGUGCCCAUUUGGGCAUCUGAUUGGCUUAACGCACCACCGCUAAUGACCUGUGGAGCUUCUCAAAGUAAUGUUUUCUUCACCUCAAACAGCAAGCAAACAGUCUGUUUUUACAUCCAUUGACAAUGACAAUAGUUCCUCAAUGUAGGCUAUUUGAAAAAUCUUUCCAGCUCUCUCCCUUUCGAUAACCACUCAGCGUGAAAGGGAAAAUGUCAUGCUCUGAAUCAGUGGAAAUGUCAUAAAAUAGGCCUACCUGAUUACUUCUUAUCAGUGCUCGACUUGGACUGAAAUAGGUUCCGGUACUCAUUUUGGGUACUGGCACUGUUUAUAUUUAGGUACAGGAGCUCCACAAUACUUUUGAGCUAAUAUUCUAUAAGAGGAACAGGAGCUCAAGCAGUAGAACAUUUGAGUUGCCGGGACUUAGCUCCAGUGAAUUCCUGCCCAAGUCAAGCACUGCUUCUUAUCUCUUGGUGCAAAUAGACUACAGUUGUGUCUGUCCUGAGCUCACUGGCGCUGGAAACUCUGAGGGCCCAGAAUAUUUUAUACCAUGUUGCAAGUUCGCUAGCUCAAACUUUGGGCUGGACCCAGUUAAUAGUUGAUACAAUGUUGCAAGUUCGUUGCAGACAGGCCAUGCGUGGCCAAUGUGAUUUAUAGGAUAUUCUUUUUUUAUCAGGAUAUUUUCUACCUGCAGGUUGCAAUGUUUUUAUUUGUUUGCUUUAUGUAGGAUAUUUUUUACAUAGUUGGCAAUGGCAAUAGAAGUUACUUUUUAGGUUUGUUUCAUUUUCAUUUAGAUUUGGAUAGAAUUUUGAUUAACCACAUGACAAUGAUGGGAUUUGAGAUAUGAAAACUUUAUUAUAAAUUAAAUCAAUCAAAUUAAAUCAAUCAGAUUUUAUUUAUAAAGCCCUUUUUACAUCAGCAGAUGUCACAAAGUGCUAUACAGAAACCCAGCCUAAAACCCCAAACGGCAAGCAAUGCAGAUGUAGAAGCACGGUGGCUAGGAAAAACUCCCUAGAAAGGCAGAAACCUAGGAAGAAACCUAGAGAGGAACCAGGCUCUCAGGGGUGGCCAGUCCCCUUCUGGCUGUGCCGAGUGGAGAUUAUAACAGUACAUGGCCAUUGGACAUGGACAUUUUUCUCCAAGAUGUUCAAACGUUCAUAGAUGACCAGCAGGGUCAAAUAAUAAUCACAGUGGUUGUAGAGGUUGCAACAGGUCAGUACAUCAGGAGUAAAUGUCACUUGGCUUUUCAAAGCCGGGCAUUUAGAGGUUGAAAUAGCAGGUGCGGUAGAGAGAGAGAGUUGAAAACUACAGGUCUGGGACAAGGUAGCGCGUCCGGUGAACAGGUCAGGGUUCCAUAGCCGCAGGCAGAAGAGUGGAAACUGGAGCAGCAGCAUGACCAGGUGGACUGGGGACAGCAAGGAGUCAUCAGGCCAAGUAGUCCUGUGGCAUGGUCCUAGGGCUCAGGUCCUCCAGGAUGGGAGAGAGAGAUGGAGAGUGAGAGAAUUAGAGGGAGCAUACUUAAAUUCACACCUCUAAAUGCCCGGCCAUGAACUGAUAUCUUUCCGACAGAUAAGAUCUAAACUAGGCAAGAACUUGUCUGUGUAGACCAAUUAAGGUUUCCAAUCUCUCCAAAAUAAUGUGGUGAUCGAUGGUGUCAAAAGCACCAGGUCUAGGAGCACGAGGACAGAUGCAGAGCCUUGGUCUGACGCCAUUAAAAAGUCAUUUACCACCUUCACGAGUGCAGUCUCAGUGCUAUGAUGGGGUCUAAAACCAGACUGAAGCGUUUUGUAUACAUUAGUUGUCUUCAGGAAGGCAGUGAGUUGCUGCACAACAGCUUUUUCUAAGAUUUUUGAGAGGAAUGGAGAUUCGAUAUAGGCCGAUUUAGUUUUUUACAUUUUCUGAGUCAAGGUUUGGCUUUUUCAAGAGAGGCUUUAUUACUGCCACUUUUAGUGAGUUUGGGACACAUCCAGUGGAUAGGGAGCCAUGUAUUAUGUUCAACAUAGGAGGGCCAAGCACAGAAAGUAGCUCUUUCAGUAGUUUAGUUGGAAUAGGGUCCAGUAUGCAGCUUGACGGUUUAGAGUCCAUGACUAUGUUCAUGAAUGUGUCAAGAGAGAUAGGAUUUAAAAAAACUUGAGUGUCUCCAUUGAUCCUAGGUCCUGGCAGUUUUGUGCCGACUCAGGACAGCUGAGCUUUGGCGAAAUACACAGAUUCCGUAAUUUGCUUUCUAUUGAUCAUGAUCUUUUCGUCAAAGACGUUCAUGAAUUCAUCACUGCUGAAGUGAAAGCAUCCUCUCUUGGGGAAUGCUGCUUUUUAGUUAGCUUUGCGACAGUAUGAAAUAGACAUUUUGGAUUGUUGAUUGUUCUUAUUCUCCUCAAUUAGGUUGGAAAAAUAGGAUGAUCGAGCAGCAGUGAGGGCUCUUCGAUAUUGCUCUGUACUUUCUUUCCAAGCUACAUUUACAUUUACAUCAUUUAGCAGACACUCUUAUCCAGAGCGACUUACAAAUUGGUUAGUAGGAAGACUUCCAGUUUGGUGGAGCCCCAUUUCCGUUCCAAUUUUCUGGAGGCUUGCUUCAGGGCUCGGGUAUUUUCUGUAUACCAGGGAGCUAGUUUCUUGUGACAAAUGUUUUUUGUUUUUAGGGGUGCGACUGCAUCUAGGGUAUUACGCAAGGUUAAAUUUAGAUCCUCAGUUUGGUCGUUAACUGAUUUUUGUACUCCGACGUCCUUGAGUAGGUGGAGGGAGUCUGGAAGGGCCUCUAGGAAUCUUUGGGUUGUCUGAGAAUUUAUAGCACAGCUUUUGAUGGUCCUUGGUUGGGGUCUGAGCAUAUUAUUUGUUGCAAUUGCAAAAGGAAUAAGAUGGUGGUCCGAUAGUCUAAAAACUAGAUCCAGGGUGUGACUGUGGCAAUGAGUAGGUCCGGAGACAUGUUGGACAAAACCCACUGAGUCGAUGAUGCCUCCGAAAGCCUUUUGGAGUGGGUCUGUGGACUUUUCCAUGUGAAUAUUAAAGUCACCAAAAAUGAGAAUAUUAUCUGCCAUGACUACAAGGUCCGAUAGGAAUUCAGGGAACUCAGUGAGGAGCUCUGUAUACGGCCCUGGAGGCCUGUAAACAGUAGCUAUAAAAAGUAGGCUGCAUAGAUUUCAUGACUAGAAGCUCAAAAGACGAAAACGCAGUCAUUUUUUUUGGGGGGGGGGUGAAUUGACAUUUGCUAUCGUAAAUGUUAGCAACACCUCCGUCUUUGCGGGGGAUAUGGUCACUAGUUUAACCAGGAGGAGAGGCCUCAUUUAACACAGUAAAUUAAUCAGGCUUAAGCCAUGUUUCAGUCAGGUCAAUCACAUCAAGAUUAUGAUCAGUGAUUAGUUCAUUGACCAUAACUGCCUUGGAAGUGAGGGCUCUAACAUUAAGUAGCCCUAUUUUGAGAUGUGAGAUAUCACAAUCUCUUUCAAUAAUGACAGGAAUGGAGGAAGUCUUUAUUCCAGUGAGAUUGCUAAGGCAAACACUGCCAUGUUUAGUUUUUCUCAACCUAGAUCGAGGCACAGACACGGUCUCAAUGGGGAUAGCUGAGCUGACUACACUGACUGUGCUAGUGGCAGACUCCACUAAUCUGGCAGGCUGGCUAAAAGCCUGCUGUCUGGCUUGCACCCUAUCUCAUUGUGGAGGUAGAUGAGUUAGAGCCCUGUCUAUGUUUUUUUCUUCUUUUUUUUAUCUUUUUUUGGUAGAUCAGCUUAAUAUUGCAGAUAGAUUGUAACUUCCAUCAAUGUAAUUGUCUGCAUCACUUCCAAUCCCCCAUGUUUUUAUAUAUAUAUAUACAUAUAUACACAUAUAUACACACAUACAUACACAUAUAUACACACAUACACUUACAUAUCCUUUUAAAAAUAUAUAUUCCCCUUUAUUACUUUCCAACCCCACCACCCUUUCCCUAAUUGGAGUAAACUAGUGCCCUGUCUAUGUUGGUAGAUAAGAUGAGAGCACCCCUCCAGCUAGGAUGGAGUCCGUCACUCCUUAGCAGGCCAGGCUUGGUCCUGUUUGUGGGUGAGUCCCAGAAAGAGGGCCAAUUAUCUACAAAUUCUAUAUUUUGGGAGGGGCAGAAAACAGUUUUCAACCAGCGAUUGAGUUGUGAGACUGCUGUAGAGCUCAUCACUCACCCUAACUGGUGAGUGAGGGGGCCAGAGACAAUUACUCUAUGUCUACACAUCUUUCUAGCUGUGCAUAUGAAAACCAUAACUGGCACAGAGAUUGGUAGAAAUGGUAAGAUUAAAUUGGCAUUCCACAUGAAAAGUUGCAGACUCCUUGUGUAGCCUAUUACCGACAACUUCAGGAGAGAAAUGGCAGAAUCUCCAAAAUUGCCUGCAGGAGCAGGAGGAGGAUGGUUGGGUCAGUUUUUUUUCUUCUGGUUAUCUAGAUCUCUGGCUCCCUCUUGAGUCAUAUGUGUCUUAUUUCAUCAAACAGUAAGCUUAAAGCAUCAGACAAGCUCAAUGCAUAUAGUUGAUUUUAUUAAAACACAUAGGUUGUUAUGCAAAAAUACAAAUAAAAGAACAGAUUACUUUCGGUCGACCAAGAUUUUUUUUGUCGGGGACAGUCCUAUGGCAGUCCGACGGAUAAAUCUGGGUUUGGCAGAUGCCAGGAGAACGCUACCUGCCCCAAUGCAUAGUGCCAACUGUAAAGUUUGGUGGAGGAGGAAUAAUGUUUCUGGGGCUGUUUUUCAUGGUUCGGGCUAGGCCUCUUAGUUUCCAGUGAAGGGAAAUCUUAACGCUACAGCAUAGAAUGACAUUCUAGAUGAUUCUGUGCUUCCAACUUUGUGGUAACAGUUUGGGGAAGGCCCUUUCCUGUUUCCGCAUGGCAAUGCCGCCGUGCACAAAGCGAGGUCUAUACAGAAGUGGUUUGUCGAGAUUGGUGUGGAAGAACUUGACUGGCCUGCACAGAGCCCUGACCUCAACCCCAUCAAACACCUUUGGGAUGAAUUGGAACGCAGACUACGAGUCAGGCCUAAUCGGCCAACUUCAGUGCCCGACCUCACUAAUGCUCUUGUGGCUGAAUGGAAGCAAGUCCCCGCAGUAAUGUUCCAACAUCUAGUGGAAAGCCUUCCCAGAAGAGUGGAGGCUGUUAUAGCAGCAAAGGGGGGACCAACUCCAUAUCAAUGCCCAUGAUUUUGGAAUGAGAUGUUUGACGAGCAGGUGUCCACAUACUUUUGUUCAUGUAGUGUAUCUUCCCUAACUGGUGUAAUUGCUCUCAGUUCUGAGCAAAGUAUUUUGGUGCAGCAAAUCUCAGUGUAAAUGUGACCUUUGAAUAGCAGCAUGGUAAGAUAGACUUCUUAACAUUGUUUAAUCAGUCUGAAGAAUUACUUUGUGAUAGAGGAAAAUGUCCUACGUUAUUUAGCUCUCUUCAUCCCCCUCUCUUCCCUUCCCUCUCCAUCUUCCCUGUCUCUCUUCCCCUCCCUCUCCCUCUUCCCAGUCUCUUUCCCUCCCUCUCCAUCUUCCCUGUCUCUCUUCCCCUCCCUCUCCCUCUUCCCAGUCUCUUUCCCUCCCUCUCCAUCUUCCCUGUCUCUCUUCCCCUCCCUCUCCCUCUUCCCAGUCUCUUUCCCUCCCCCUCUCUAAAUAAUCUCUCUCCCUCUCUUUUCUCAGUCCUACUCUGACUAUGACCCAUCGUAACCUGACUGGAGGGUGUAAUGUGAACUGUGGCUGUAAGAUCCAUGAGUACGCGCCAGUAUGUGGCUCAGACGGAAUCACCUACUUCAACCCCUGCCUGGCAGGCUGCAGCAGUGUGGGCAACGACAGCACAGGAGUGAGUCCCUCAGUCACAAAAGUAGGGUUGCAAAAUUAUGGUAACUUUCCCCAAAUUCCCAGGUUUUCCCAGAUUUCCUGCUUCUGUUACUAGAAAUAUUCCAAACAGGAUUUCUGGAAUACCUGGGCAUUUUGGGAAAGUUACCUAAAGCUAGGGCUAGGAGUUCUUCCUGGCCAUAAUGUGAGUGACCUGAUCAGGAAAAACUAUAUUGUUAGUUUGUAGUAAUAGCCAGUGGUGGAGAAAGUACCCAAUUGUCAUACUUGAGUAAAAGUAAUGAUACCUUAAUAGAAAUUGACUCAAGUAAAAGUGAAGUCACCCAGUAAAAUACUACUUGAGUAAAAGUCUAAAAGUAUUUGGUUUUAAAUUUACUUAAAUAUCAAAAGUAAAAGUAUGAAUCAGUUCUAAUUACUUAUAUUAAGCAAAGCAGUAUUUUUUUUUUUUACAUUUACACUCCAACACUCAGACAUCAUUUACAAACAAAGUAAAUGUGUUUAGUGAGUCUGCCAGAUAAGAGGCAGUUGGGAUGAUCAGGGAUGUCCUCUUGAUAAGUGUGUGAAUUGGACCAUUUUCUGUCCUCCUAAGCAUUCUAAGUAUUUUUGGGUGUCAGGGAACAUGUAUGGAGUCAUGUAUGUAGUGAAGUAAAAGUAAAAGUUGUCAAAAAUAUGAAUAGUAAAGUAAAGUACAGAUACCCCAAAAAACGACUUAAGUACUUUACACCACUGGUUAUAGCUUACUGACCAUUGAACAAACAUUCAUUAAUCAUCCAUUUACAUUGUACAGUCUACAUUGGUAGUACUUGAAUAACACACUUCUAGUGGUACACACAGUUUCUCCUUAGAAUUUCACUUCCAUAGUACAAUAAGAUGAGCUGAGAAUGAUGCCUGGUGUUCUGUGUAUCCCUCUCUCUCGCUCUCUCGCUCUCUCUCUCGCUCUCUCUCUCAGAUCAGGAACUACUCUGACUGUGCAUGUGUCCAGAGCAGACAGGUCAUCACCCCCUCCUCUAACGGCCAAGUCAACCAGCUGCAGCUGGUCAUCGUCAAGACCUACCUGAACGAGAACGGCUACGCCGUGUCGGGGAAGUGUGACCGCACCUGCAGCACCCUGAUUCCCUUCCUCAUCUUCCUCUUCAUCGUCACACUCAUCACCGCCUGCGCUCAGCCCUCCGCCAUCAUCGUCACUCUCAGGUAUUGACCCGGAACAGACACUGAACAAAACACACUUAGCGAAGGGAUUGUGAGGUAGUGGUUGUGAGCUCUCUUGUUCUCUUCAUCGGGUUGAAUAAUUACGGUAACUUUCUGUGAUCCCGGUUGGACGAUUUCUAGAAUCAGGAUGGAAUAAGCAGGACAUCCUGGAAUCCUCUGGGAUUUCAAGAAAACCUCGGAAUCCUUGAAAAGUGAUCAUAAUUUUGCACCUCUAUCUUCACCAUUUCCUCCCUUCUUCCUCCUCUCCUCUAGGUCAGUAGAAGAGCAGGAGAGACCCUUUGCACUCGGGAUGCAGUUUGUUCUCCUCAGGACCCUUGGUGAGUGAUGCAGCUUCAGUGAAAUACAGAGAGUUCAAUACUGAGAGGUUGUUUUUUAGGUUAUGUCCCAAAUGGCACCCUAGUCCCUAUAUAGUGCCAUAGGGCUCUGAUUAAAAGUAGUGCACUAUAUAGGGAUAGGGUCCCAUUGGGACACUGAAUGAGAUCUGGUUCGAAAUGUAAUUUGGAAAGACUGGUUCCGACAUCACAUGCAUGCUGUGUUAGAAUAGUCUCUCCUCUCUCCCCAGCCUACAACCCUACACCCAUCUACUUCUGCAUCAUAACGGUGUCUCCUCGCUCCCUCUCUCCCCACAUAUCCUACCUACACCCAUCUACUUCUGCAUCAUAACGGUGUCUCUCUCGCUCUCCUCUCUCCCCAGCCUACCUACCUAACCCAUCUACUUCUGCAUCAUAACGGUGUCUCUCUCGCUCUCCUCUCUCCCCAGCCUACAUACCUACACCCAUCUACUUCGGGGCGGUGAUUGAUACCACCUGUAUGCUGUGGCAGCAGGACUGUGGCGUCCACGGCUCCUGCUGGGAGUACGACGUCACUUCCUUCCGCUUCGUCUACUUCGGCCUGGCCGCCAGCCUCAAGUUCAUUGGCUUCGUCUUCAUCUUCCUCACCUGGUACUCCAUCAAGUACAAGGAAGAACGUCUGGAGCGCUGGCUGAAACACCUCUCGCCCAUGGACACGGUCAGCAACCUCAUCUGCCACGCCGGGGGUCACAAGGGGCACGCCCGUACCCGCUCCUGUCCCGUUAAUAUACCACGCAACGAACCUCCCAUCAUCCCUGUCCUCAACAGGGGCCUCAGCAGCCAGAGCUGCCCGGGGAACAGCCUGAAGAGCCUGAAAGCAAUAACCCCGCCGGCCCCUCGCCCUUCCGCUCGCUCUCUGGAACAGGUGUCUGCCCGCGUCUGAGGGUUAGGUGAGGUUACCAACCAACUCCAACCGCCCUGCCAUCCACAGUCUCUGCAAUGUGUGCCUUUCUUACUCUGGGUUCUCACUUGUAUAGUAUUAUAGUAUACGUUCACACAUACACACUCGCGUUGCGCACACACACACACAGACAGGCACAAGACGUCACUCAGACAGAGAACGGUUGGUCAACAUGUAUACAGGAAGACACUGGGAUGGAUACCUCAGUUAGCUAAUCUCCCCUUCCCUCUACCUAGUAUGUUUGUGUGCUUUUCUCUUUAGUUAGUUUUUACCAUGGGAGUGAAUGCAUAUCAUCUCUUUGGAAAAGUGCACCUUCGAUACUUCUCGAGAACGAUCAUAAUGAUGGUAUUGUUGCUUGGUGCUAGGUGAAAAUGACAUGAAUAAUAUCCUUCAUUGCUCAGUUUUAGUGUUCAUUCUAAGACCUCAGCAGGACGAGGUGACUGAGGUAAGCAGCUUGGCCAGCGAGCAUAAACUAAAUCCUGUACUAUGCAAAAUAUUUUUAUUUUUGCCCUAUUAUACAAUGGCAAGCAGUAUUAAAGGCACACAGUGAACGUUGCCUUCCCUUUCCAUACAAUCUGGAAAUUUCAUUCAGUAUUGCCCCAGACCUACGUGUAAUAAUGAGUGGUUGACUUGGAAAGGAUAUGUCUGGAUCUUUUGGAAUUGGAACCUCUUUUGUGUGGCAACCUCAUAGACAGGCCCACAAAUACAUCCCUUGCCGUAGUUCUAUUUCAGACACACUUGGGCUUCAUCCCAAAUAGUACUCAAUUCCC
This is a messenger RNA of Coregonus sp. 'balchen', 59541 nucleotides long. NCBI's taxonomy places the organism in Eukaryota, Metazoa, Chordata, Actinopteri, Salmoniformes, Salmonidae. The record is from the annotation of a GenBank genome assembly.